Pelobates cultripes (western spadefoot toad) is the source of this 50230-nucleotide messenger RNA. The record is from the annotation of a GenBank genome assembly. Lineage: Eukaryota; Metazoa; Chordata; Amphibia; Anura; Pelobatidae.
GGGUGAGGGAAAGUGAGGGGAACACUGCUGGGAGAGAAGAGAAAGUGCCAGGGUAAGAGAGGGAGAGGAAAAUAAAGAAAGAAGAUCUGGAUAAGAGGGAGAUAUGGGGGUAGUUUGAGGGAAGAGGAGAAUCACUUGCAGAAAUAGACUAUUUUUAGGGGAGUUAAGAGGGAAAGUUGGUAAAAGAAAGAAGAAAGUUAUAAAAAAACAACCCACCCUAAAGUCAGGAGGAGUGAACAAAGAGAGGGGAAUAGGAGAAGAGGUUGGGAUUAACUUUCUGUGUUUAUAGAAUAAUAGCGUGAAAAUAAAGACAGAAGAAAGAAAGAGUGUGAAAGAAUCCAGGAAGGAGAGAGAGGAGGAACGCCCAGUGAAUGGAGGCACACUGCCAUACUCUGCAUUGAUUCAACAAGGUGAGGCUGGACUCUCAGACACCUGGCAUGAGAGGGGUUAAAUUAUUAAAUACUGCUUAGCAUGUUAAUUGGCAAGACUUGGCCAAUUGCUCUGCAUGAUGCUCUGCAGGGUGAGAGGGGCUAGAGGGAAUGAUGUUCUGCAUGGUGAGAGGGGCUACAGGGAAUGAUGCUCUGCAGGGUGAGAAGGGCUACGGGGAAUGACGCUCUGCAGGGUGAGAGUUGUUAUAGGAAUGAUGCUCUGCAGAGUGAGGGGUUAGAGGGAAUGAUGUUCUGCAUGGUGAGAGAGGCUACAGGGAAUGAUGCUAGGCAGGGUGAGAGGGGCUACAGGGAAUGAUGCUCUGCAGGGUGAGAGGGGUUACAUGGAAUGAUGCUCUGCAGGGUGAGAGGGGUUAUAGGGAAUGAUGCUCUGCAGGGUGAGAGGGGCUACAGGGAAUGAUGCUCUGCAGGGUGAGAGGGGCUACAGGGAAGGAUGCUGCAGGGUGAGAGGGGCUACAGGGAAGGAUGCUAGGCAGGGUGAAAGGGGCUACAGGGAAGGAUGCUAGGCAGGGUGAAAGGGGCUACAGGGAAUGAUGCUAGGAAGGGUGAAAGGAGCUACAGGGAACGAUGCUCUGCAGGGUGAGAGGGGCUACAGAGAAUGAUGCUCUGCAGGGUGAGAGGGGCUACAGGGAAUGAUGCUCUGCAGGGUGAGAGGGGCUACAGGGACUGAUGCUCUGCAGAGUGAGAGGGGCUACAGGGACUGAUGCUCUGCAGGGUGAGUGGGGCUACAGGGAAUGAUGCUCUUCAGGGUGAGAGGGGCUAGAGGGAAUGAUGCUCCACAGGGUGAGAGGGGUUAGAGGGAAUGAAGCUAGGCAGGGUGAAAGGGGUUAGAGGGAAUGAUGCUCUGCAGGGUGAGAGGGGCUACAGGGAAGGAUGCUCUGCAGGGUGAGAGGGGCUACAGGGAAGGAUGCUCUGCAGGGUGAGAGGGAAUAAAGCUAGGCAGGGUGAGAGGGGUUAGAGGGAAUGAUGCUAGGCAGGGUGAGAGGGGUUACAUGGAAUGAUGCUCUUCAGGGUGAGAGGGGUUAGAGGGAAUGAUGUUCUGCAGGGUGAGAGGGGUUACAUGGAAUGAUGCUCUUCAGGGUGAGAGGGGUUACAUGGAAUGAUGUUCUGCAGGGUGAGAGGGGUUAGAGGGAAUGAUGUUCUGCAGGGUGAGAGGGGUUACAUGGAAUGAUGUUCUGCAGGGUGAGAGGGGUUAGAGGGAAUGAUGCUCUGCAGGGUGAGAGGGGUUAGAGGGAAUGAUGCUCUGCAGGGUGAGAGGGGUUAGAGGGAAUGAUGCCUUCUAUGGAGAAUGCUGCUCCGUAAUAGAGGGGGCUGCACAGAAUAAAGACCAACCGACUCUCUCUGUGACAGAGGGUUUAUGGUGAAUAUUUUAAAGAGUAGAGCAGCAAAGGGGUUAAGGUGUAAUAAAGAGAUUAACUACAGGAAAUCAUGUUCUCAAGAAAGCCUUAUUGACCCUAUAAAUGCCAGUUUAGUAUAUGGGUGGCACACCCUGCUGGGAUACAGUUAAUAUUUUACUAAACAGAGCUUUUCACAACUUUUGUAAAGAAGCCGUAAUGCUCUCCAUGUGAAUAGACGGUUAAUAAAUAUUAUGUAAGAGUUUGUCUAGACAGGAAAUUACCAGAUUUUACUAUCAACAUGACGUAAAGUCAUGAUUUUAUUAAUGACACGGAGGCGAGUAUUAUGCAUUCUCUUUCUUUAUUAUACUCCCAGCAGCAAGAAAAAGGGAAGUAUGAGAGAAUCAUAGAAACAAGAAACCAUAACCAUAGCCUGGUAACAGUAGCACCAAUCAGCAUCCAGUAUAAUCCAUAUAGGUGUAGUGCUCCUUGACUCCUCCUCUUUCUGCGUAGAUCCCGAAGACCAUUAGUACAAAUUCCAAGGUAUUCCAACCAGAAAUAUGAAUUCACAAACCAAAACCAUAGCUGGAACUUCAAUAUAGAACAGUUUCAACCACCAACUCUCAAGUUGUAUUCAAGCUAAAAGAGAAGAAAAAUAUGGUAAUAUCGAAAUCUCGUGACUGCUAUUCCGCAAUUAACAACUCGUCAACCUUGUUAAUCAUUCGAUGUAAAUAUAUCAAGUUCGUCAACCAUGUUGAUAAAUCGAAAUAAGUAUCAUAUAAGUCAUAUUCAUUGAAUACUUACUCACCUGUGCCAUGAAGGAUCUUGUACUCACCGUAUUAAGUCAUCCUAAAGGCCCCAUGUCUGGGUUGCAACUUAAUCACCACCCUGGGUAGGGUGGGUGGGAAUAAUAUUCGCCUCUGUGUCAUUAAUAAAAUCAUGACUUUAUGUCAUGUUAAUAGUAAAAUCUGGUAAUUUUAUUAAAGACACGGAGGCUCCUAUUAUGCUAUUUUUAAAGUUGAGCAAUCACUGAACUGGAAAUGUGUUGCACUGGGCGAAAAUAGAAAUUACGAAAUGUAGACUCAUUCGACCACUCAGCUGCCCGUAGGAUAUCCUCCAAUUUACAACCUAUCAUGGCGGCUUUAGAGGCCAUAGCCCAGCGAAUGGAGUGUGAAGAAAAAGUUGAGGUGUCUAUGCCUGCCAUUGACAUCAACCAUUUGAUCCAACGAGCUAAAGUAGGAGUAGAUACUGGUAGGUGAGGUACUUUGAACGAGAUGAAUAAUGGAUGUGUUUGCUCUGGACGGAGCGAGGCCGUACAAUGCUCGUAUUCCUUCAUACGUAACACAGGGCACAAGUUUGGGUUGUCCGGAAACGACGGGUAGAAAACUUCCUUAGUCGAGGAUUUUGUCCAACAAGAAAUAUUAAAGGAUACUUUGUUUGGGACAAAAACGCAUGCAUGCCAGUCUAGCGCUCUGACAUCAGCAACCUGUUUACAUGAAGGUAAACAAAACCGCAUCAGCAGCUUGGCCGACAAUUGCUUUAGAGAAAGUUCCUGGUUCACUGGCCAAGAUUCGAUCAAAUGAAAGAUCAUAUUGACAUCCCAAAAGGAAGAAUAUCGAGUUUGAGGAGGUCGAGAAAGGCUUUUCCUUCCUCAAAGAGUAGGGUAAGAAAUUGUAGAAUUGCUUUUGUAGGAGCUGAUAUGGGAUUCAUUGACUGUCCCACGCACCAAUCAGUCCACUUUCUCCAAGCCGACCCGUAGGCAUGUCUGGUACCUGGUGCCCACGAUUCUGCCAAGAGACUGUGUCGUCUGCGAAACCUCCUCGAGAUUCCACGAUGAUCUGAUAUGAGCCAUGCCAUCAGUUGAAGUAGACCCUGGUCGGCCAGUUCGUGACUCAUUCCCUCUGGGUUGGUCAAGAGGUAGGGCAUGUCCGACAACAGCUGUGGGAAAUCUAUCGACAUUUCCAAUAACUGAGGAAACCAAGGUUGUGUCCUCCAUAUACAAGCGCCAGUAUUUCUACUGGAAUAUCGAAGGACCGCUAGGGUCCGAGAAAUGAGGAUGAAAGGGGGGAAAGUGUAGUUCCUGCCUUUGGUCCAGUCCUGUAGGAAUGCAUCUGUCGCCAGAGCAUCUGGAUCCGGUCUCCAACUGAAGAACCGAGGAAGCUGGGUGUUUAGACGAGACGCGAAGAGGUCUAUAUUGAAAGGUCCCCAGAGUCGAGAGAGGCGCUGGAAAAUCAUUGGGUAUCGGGAGGUUACCUCAAGAGACAGCCACUGGAGGCUGGAUUAACCUAUGUAUAAACAUAGCAGUUUCUCUGAAACUGCUAUGUUUAUAAAAAAAAAAAAAAGGGGGUUAACCCCAGCUGGACCAGGCACCCAGACCACUUCAUUAAGCUGAAGUGGUCUGGGUGCCUAUAGUGGUCCUUUAACUUGUCUGAGGGAGCAGCAAGAAAGAGGAGGAGUCAAGGAGCACGACACCUAUAAGGAUUAUACUGGAUGCUGAUUGGUGCUACUGUUACCAGGCUAUGGUUAUGGUUUCUUUUUUCUAUGAUUCUCUCAUACUUCCAUUUUUCUUGCUGCUGGGAGUAUAAUAAAGAAGAGGAAUGCAUAAUAGGAGCCUCCGUGUCUUUAAAAAAAUAUGUAAUUAUAUUGGCCAUGUUACUAAAUGGAUGAAGAUACUCUGCUCUAAGUAACAGCUUAUUGUUUCCUGGCAGGAGACAAGACUGGCAUGUGUGUCGCAGCACUGGUUAAAUUGGCCAAUCAUGACACGUUGGGAAUAAGGGGAUUAAAAGCGGAAUAGUUUCUGCAGAUCUAUGGAUCGGGAAACGAUGCUUUGCUUAUAGUUGGCAAAAAAGUGAAGGCUGACAGAUAUUAUGAUCCAAAAGAAAAACACCUAAAUUUUGUAACUGCAUGAUGGAUGAUAGUGAUACUAGCAGAGAUUUAAAAAUAAUAUAAAAUAAUAUAAUUACUAAAUGAUCUACUUGGCUCUUAAUGUGGAGUAAAGAUGAUUUUAAUGUGGAGUAAAGAUGAUUUUAAUGUGAAAUUACUGGAUUUCCAAUCCAAGUUGUCUUUAACUGUUUGUAUGCCACAAUUGUUGAAUUUCGUGACAUUUGAAAUAUGGUAUUAUCAAAUCAAAGUUACUUUUCUCUCACCGACACAACCAGUGCUUCUUGGUAAACAUGUUCGGAAUCCUUUGUUCUCUCAGAUUCCAUGUGAUCUGUACUAUUCAAUGCUUGGCUGUCAAGGUUAUUCACUAACCUGAAUUGUUGAGAAUGGCAUGUCAUAGACCAAGAUAGCUGGCUGGAAAAAUUCUCAAGGGCAGUGCUUGAGGCCUGAAAUUUGAAAUUUUGCAUUAUGGCUUUCAAUACAACAGAAUUCACUGUUUAGUGGAUGAACCCCUCAAUUUUGCAGUAUUUCUUGGCAGGUGUCAUUGAACUUUCAUUUCAGCGUUUGGACACACUCAUCACUGCAGCCUGAAGCCCAUCCCGUCCGUGUCCAAUAAGAUGCUUUUUAUAUUAAAAAAAAAUAUUGAUAACACGUGACCGUCACAGCAAUCGGCCAAUCCAAUGUUUUUCAUUUAGAAGCACUGGAUACAUACAGCACUCAACAGCCACAUAAACUUUCAGAAACUGCACAAUUUUUAUAUGCAAGGCUGCGGGAGCUGUGUCUCUACCCCCAAAUCACUUAAUUAAGAUUAAAGGCACAAUUGUGUAUUCCUUUCACUAUUGUGUUAAAAAUGCAGUUUAGGCCACCAGCCCCUCUUGGAACUCUUUAAAAGGUAAUAAAUUUACCUUUAUUCCAGCACCAUGCGUGUUUGCAGUGGCGAGCUCUGUCUCCACUCCGCCUCUUUGGUUGAGAUCAUCACAAUUGACAUUCUCAGCCAAUCUAAUGCUUUCCCAUAGGAAAUCUUUGGGGGGCUAUUUCACAAGCGCAGCAAAACGCAGCACUGCAUCAAUAAGCAUCUCCUCAUAGAGAUGCAUUGAAUCAAUGCAUCUCUACGAGAAAUGUUCAGUGCCUCCAUGAAAAGCAUGGAGAUGUUGAAUAUCAGUGCUGCACAUUGAGCAGCACUGACACAGGAAGCGUCUCUAGUUGCCGUCUGACUGACUGCCACUAGAGGUAUUCCUAGGCAGUAAUGUAAACGCUGCUUUUUCUCUGAAAAUGCAGUGUUUACAUUAAAAAGCCCGCAAUUACAUGCUUAUACAUUCGAACAACUACGGUACAUUAAGCUGUAGUUGUUCUGGUGACUAUAGAGUCCCUUUAAGUGAUCUUGGUGCUUAGACUGCCUCUUUAAAUGUCGCUGCCCAUUAGAUUUGUGCAAAAAUAUGUUCAUACAUCUUUCUUUGGCUUAAGUAAGUACACCUCAGUCCAUACCUGGAUGAAUCGUUUUAUCCAGGAUUUACCUGUGGGGUCUUCUUCACCGAAUAAGAAUUCACAGGUUAAUCUCAGACGUACCAAUUCGUUAGGAUAUUGAUUAAAAGGAAUUCGAUCUAGACAAACUGGUCUCAAGAAACGUUUGCACAAGUCUACUAAAAUUCUCUACUGCACAUGUACUUUUGCAAUGUUUAAGGUGGCAAUGUCACCUGUCACUCUGUCCAUAAAGAUUAAAUCUUUAUGAAAAACUCUCAAUGAUUUUACUGAAAUUCCCACACACGCUAAGAUAUCAAAAGACAAAGUAGGAACUGCUUGACAAAAGGUGGACCUACAAGUUUUCUCAUUUACUCUAGCUGUUACUGGUGACAGCUGUGAGGAAAAAUGCAUUGUCUAUUUAACCUCUUGCGGGAUUUCCCCACCCCCCCAUAGACAUUCUUGUUCUAUCCUGAGGCAUGUGCAUGGGUACAGCAUUGACGGUAGCUCCUGGCAGAUGCAGUGCUAGGAGCUGAAGAGGACCUACCAGAUGGUGGCAUGGUGUAGGCCGUAACAGACUUUUUCAGGUAAGUAAAACUUACCUCCCUCCAGCUGUCCACUGCAAGCCGCAAAGUCGCCAUCAAGGGUCUUUGUAAAAUAUGCAAAGACCCCAGAUGGUGACAGUCUGUUUUACGGUUUAAUACAUAAACCAUAUAGUGUACUUUAAUUUUGUUUUAUACUGUGUUUAUGGUCCUUUCCAAAUACAAGUUUAGAAUUUGAGUUAUCUACUAAAGUGAAUUGCCUGGAAUUCAAAGCGCGUUAUAAGUUUUUUAGUCUAAAACAGGCCAAACUGAAUAAAUCAAAAAAUUUGAGAAGUUAUCCAGUUUGACGGUUAAGGUCUAAAAAUUUAAUGUAAGUUUCAAGUGUAAACAUUUUUUUUUUUUUUUUUUAUGGGUGUAGCCUUUAUGUUAUAAUAUAAUAUCUCAUAAUUAUUAUAUGCACAUGAAAUUUUCUUCCACAGCCAUCUUUGUGCAUCUGUGGUCGGAUUGUCAUUUAUCUGACCCAAUAUAUCUGUAUAUCAUAAUGCCCUUUAAAAACAAAAAUAAUAUUAAAAAAAAUAUGCAAAUAAGUACAGGCAGAAACAACUGUCUCAUUUCCAGGCCAUGAUUCUGUCGUCUCCAUUUGCAGUUAUGUUGUCUUUUUAGCACAUUUAUGUUUGUGCCGAUGAAUGGGUUUUGUCUGAAUUACCUCCCCUCGGCAUGGCACCAGCUUUUAAUUCAGUGUCUGAAAUCUUAACAAAACAUUAAAAACUGUCAAAAAAACUGAUUUAAGUAAAUUCUCAAAUCUACGGCUUUACAGCAACCGCAUACCAUACGACAAAUUCAAGAUGAGCUUUAAUCAUUUAUCUAACCUGUUGGACAGGUUUAUAAUCGCUAAAAAUAUGUAGAUUGUGAAAUAUUAGGUAACAUUCGGUAUUUGUGUGAUAGAUAUGUUAUGCAGAUACUCUGAGCACCUCAAGGGUUAACCCCUUAAGGACCAAACUUCUGGAAUAAAAGGGAAUCAUGACAUGUCAUCCUGAUCAUGUGCCCUUAAGGGGUUAAACAAAGCUGUUGGAUACAUGUCCUACGCAGACGAGAAGUACAGAUGUACGCUUACACACACAGUUGGGUGAAAGGGUCACACUUGGCACCAUCACACCUUUCAAUAAUUCCAUACCUCUCAAGUGUAUAAGGGAGAGUCCCUAUAUCGUGCUCAAAUCCCUCUGUCGCUCUUUCCCACUUUCUAGAAGCUCCAUAUUGUUGGUGUGUCCUAGUGUGUAAUACUCCCAGUGAUGUGUCUUUAAACUACAAUAAAUGUGUUUAGAAAUCAGUCUGUGUAAAUAAGAUGCAUUGUUAUAAAUUACAUUUUUACUUGCAAACAUUAUUAAGUCACCUAAAAUGUCUCAGAACAGAACCCACACCCCACUCACACCCCUAAUAUUAAAGUGUCCCUCUUUGUCCAUUUGAAAUGUUGGGAGCUAACAUCGCAAAGGCGAUGGUGCACUUCUGACUGCCUAGCAUAUAUUCUAAUCAGGUUUGUGCAUGUUAGACAUGACAUAUGAACAACGUGCUGAGCUCUCAUCGUUCUAUGGCUCCAGCGACCAGUGCACAUAGCCAGGAUACUAACCUAGGCCACGUGUAAACUUGGUGGAGCUGUAGUUUAUGCCCCUCUUCUUCAAAAGGAGCACAGCUGGAAUACAAGAGAGCCUUGCCUUUCUUUACAUUACAACGAUCACCAUGUGCAUGUAAAAUGUAAUCCAUAUGGCCCUGUUGUGUUACAUUUCAUGACCAUAUAAGAGUCCUCGUGGGCUAAAUAUCUCUUCGAUUUACUUUGCAAUCUUAAUCUAACAUACACGUGUUUGGAUGGGAGGCGCUGCCAGCCUGGAAUGAAUGUAUGCCAAGAUGGCGUACAGCCUCUGUAUUUGGCUCCUUACAGACUGCCUGUGCGUAGAGCUCUGCUGAAGCUAUUUUCCAAUUAACCGAAUGCAUCUAAUGAUGCACUCACACUUUGUGGGGGACAUUAUCCAGCUUGCACCAGAUGCGGGAACCUAGCCUGAAUUUGGGACUGUCCCUCCAAAUCUGUGACAAUUCGACGAUUUUCAUUGUUGCUGAACUGCCAUCUUGUGAAAUGUCCUGUUUUUUUUUUUUUUUUUUCCUUCUUCUUAUAAAACGUAGCACUAGUAACAGUUCAAGUGCCACCACCCAGUGGCCAAAACUGUUACUGCGCUGGAGAAAUUUCCAAAUUGAGGACUGUGAUAAUUAACUCUAAACAGGAGACAGGCACCUACAUAGAUAUUUUGUUCGAACCUGAGAAAAGUUACGUUGAUCCUGUUGAACAGUACGUAAAGUGAGGAAAUGGCUAUUUUGAAGGGAGAAUAAGAUUCAGACAUGAAUUCGCAGAGUCGGUGGACAUUAUUCCAUGUAUGUCUAUGAUAUCAAGUGAAUGCUGAAACCGGUCAGUGAUUAAAGGACUUAGAACGUGUCGAUAUUUUCUGUAACUUGGUACAGUGUGAAUCCACUAAGUUUUUUUGUUUUAUCUACUGGGUGAUACUGGGCGUCUCUGAGCUCUGCCAGUUGAACGCACUUGGCACCGUUGCAUCCUCCUAUGUUUGGCAAUCGGUUUAUUUAGGUGUGUCCUGUGCUUUCUUUCUCUAUAAGAACUAACCCCAUGAAACAAAGGAUCAGGGCAGUUGCUGUGUCAGGAAGUGCAUGCGGAUUGGAUGGGAUUAAAGGAACAAAGUUCUAUUCCUUUACAGUCACAAUGAAAUACCCAACCCUAAAUAUCUAGGUUAAAAGGACACGCCAGGCUGGGACUUGACUUCCUUUAUUUGAAUGUGUUUUAUAAAUAUUUGAUUUAAAUAUAAAAAAUAAACAGAUCACAACCUUUGAAGUUACUGCGGGUGCUGUAGAUCCUCAGCAUUGCUGCAGCACGCUCACACCAUACCAGGAAGGGGUUGGAAAUCCCUGCUCCAGUCGUAGUGCCCCAUUACUUGUUUUAUAGGUAAUGGUAUAUAUCCCAUAACCCAAUGUGCAGCAGAGAUUUAUGGGAUUUAUAGUUUGGAAAGCAGCUUUCUAUUAAAAGUUUUUCAGUCUGCAUCUAAACUUUGCAUUGUGUCUAACUUUUAUGGGUGCUCUAAGUCUUACAUUUGAUAGUAAUUGGGGAAAAGAUGAGCCAUACCUAGACGUAGGCACUAGCCAUUGAGCUAUACCUAGAUAUAGGCACUAGCCAUUGAGCUAUACCUAGAUAUAGGCACUAGCCAUUGAGCUAUACCUAGAUAUAGGCACUAGCCAUUGAGCUAUACCUAGAUAUAGUCACUAGCCAUUGAGCUCCACCUAGAUGUAGUCACUAGCCAUUGAGCUAUACCUAGAUGUAGACACUAGCAAUUGAGCUCUACCUAGAUAUAGUCACUAGCCACUGAGCUCUACCUAGAUAUUGGCACCAGCCAUUGAGCUCCACCUAGAUGUAGGCACUAGCCAUUGAGCUAUACCUAGAUAUAGUCACUAGCCAUUGAGCUCCACCUAGAUAUAGUCACUAGCCAUUGAGCUCUACCUAGAUAUUGUCACCAGCCAUUGAGCUCCACCUAGAUGUAGGCACUAGCCAUUGAGCUAUACCUAGAUAUAGUCACUAGCCAUUGAGCUCCACCUAGAUGUAGGCACUAGCCAUUGAGCUAUACCUAGAUAUAGUCACUAGCCAUUGAGCUCCACCUAGAUAUAGUCACUAGCCAUUGAGCUCUACCUAGAUAUUGUCACCAGCCAUUGAGCUCCACCUAGAUGUAGGCACUAGCCAUUGAGCUAUACCUAGAUAUAGUCACUAGCCAUUGAGCUCCACCUAGAUAUAGUCACUAGCCAUUGAGCUCUACCUAGAUAUUGGCACCAGCCAUUGAGCUCCACCUAGAUGUAGAUACUAGCCAUUGAGCUAUACCUAGAUAUUGGCACCAGCCAUUGAGCUCCACCUAGAUGUAGGCACUAGCCACUGAGCUAUACCUAGAUAUAGUCACUAGCCAUUGAGCUCAACCUAGAUAUAGUCACUAGCCAUUGAGCUAUACCUAGAUAUUGGCACCAGCCAUUGAGCUAUACCUAGAUAUAGGCACCAGCCAUUGAGCUAUACCUAGAUAUAGUCACUAGCCAUUGAGCUCCACCUAGAUGUAGGCACUAGCCAUUGAGCUAUACCUAGAUAUAGUCACUAGCCAUUGAGCUAUACCUAGAUAUAGGCACCAGCCAUUGAGCUAUACCUAGAUAUAGGCACCAGCCAUUGAGCUAUACCUAGAUAUAGGCACCAGCCAUUGAGCUAUACCUAGAUGUAGGCACCAGGCAUUGAGCUCCAUCUAGAUGUAGGCACCAGGCAUUGAGCUCCACCUAGAUGUAGGCACCAGGCAUUGAGCUCCACCUAGAUGUAGGCACCAGGCAUUGAGCUCCACCUAGAUGUAGGCACCAGCCAUUGAGCUCCACCUAGAUGUAGGCACCAGCCAUUGAGCUCCACCUAGAUGUAGGCACAGCCAUUGAGCUCCACCUAGAUAUAGGCACUAGACAUUGAGCUAUACCCAGAUAAAGGGACUAGCCACUGAGCACAACCAAGGUAUAGGCACUAGCCAUUGAGCUAUACCUAGAUAUAGGCACUAGCCACUGGGCUAUACCUAGAUAUAGGCACUAGCCACUGGGCUAUACCUAGAUAUAGGCACUAGCCACUGGGCUAUACCUAGAUAUAGGCACUAGCCACUGGGCUGUACCUAGAUAUAGGCACUAGCCACUGGGCUAUACCUAGAUAUAGGCACUAGCCACUGGGCUGUACCUAGAUAUAGGCACUAGCCACUGGGCUGUACCGAGAUAUAGGCACCAGCCACUGGGCUGUACCGAGAUAUAGGCACCAGCCACUGGGCUGUACCGAGAUAUAGGCACCAGCCACUGGGCUGUACCGAGAUAUAGGCACCAGCCACUGGGCUGUACCGAGAUAUAGGCACCAGCCACUGGGCUGUACCGAGAUAUAGGCACCAGCCACUGGGCUGUACCGAGAUAUAGGCACCAGCCACUGGGCUGUACCGAGAUAUAGGCACCAGCCACUGGGCUGUACCGAGAUAUAGGCACCAGCCACUGGGCUGUACCGAGAUAUAGGCACCAGCCACUGGGCUGUACCGAGAUAUAGGCACCAGCCACUGGGCUGUACCGAGAUAUAGGCACCAGCCACUGGGCUGUACCGAGAUAUAGGCACCAGUCACUGGGCUGUACCGAGAUAUAGGCACCAGCCACUGGGCUGUACCGAGAUAUAAAAAAAGCAAUCAGAUGCACACAGUAAGCCAGUACUCCUACUAUCAGAAAAAACAACAACUCCUGUGAAGGCCACUGCCCUAUGAGUAGGCUGGAGUCCCCAUAUCGGCAUGUAAAACGGUGUGUGUGUGAUGGGUGAUCUAUAGAUGACGAUCUAAGGCAAAGUAUCUUUUUAUUUGUGCAUUUUCUAGUACAAUGUCAAGAUCACACAUUGUGCUCUUUAAGCCACACCCAACAAUUUUUUUGGAUGACAAAUAUGUUUCAAAGCCAAUUAUAAUAAUUACUAAGAGAGUGAAGAAUAUUCACAUUUAUUUUAUUAACAUUUGACACUGAAUGCUACUGUUUAAUUUGUUUCAGAAUGUUUUGGAUUAUUACCCAAUGCCUCCCCCAAACUGUAAUUUACCCUACCGUUACCUGUGUUCCACUGUAAUUAACCCUGUCGGUACCCAAGUUCCACUGUAAUUAACCCUGUCGUAACCCAUGUUCUGCUGUAAUUAAUCCUACCGUUACCCGUGUUCCUCUGUAAUUAACCCUGCCGUUACCAGUGUUCCACUGUAAUUAACCCCUGCCGUUACCCGUGUUUCACUGUAAUUAACCCUGCCGUUAACCGUGUUCCACUGUAAUUAACCCUGCCGUUACCCGUGUUUCACUGUAAUUAACCCUGCCGUUACCCGUGUUUCACUGUAAUUAACCCUGCCGUUACCCGUGUUCCACUGUAAUUAACCCUGCCGUUACCCGUGUUCCACUGUAAUUAACCCCUGCCGUUACCCGUGUUCCACUGUAAUUAACCCCUGCCGUUACCCGUGUUCCACUGUAAUUAACCCCUGCCGUUACCAGUGUUCCACUGUAAUUAACCCCUGCCGUUACCCGUGUUCCACUGUAAUUAACCCUGCCGUUACCCGUGUUCCACUGUAAUUAACCCCUGCCGUUACCCGUGUUUCACUGUAAUUAACCCCUGCCGUGUUCCACUGUAGUUUUGCAAAACUCAGAUUUUAUCCUUGUUGAAAUGUAUUCGUUCUGCAAUUAUGACACUGCUCACACUCUACUCUCGUGUCAAACGUUCCAGAAUCUGAAUCUUUUGCACCAUAUCACAGUCUCCUUAGUCUGAUCACACCCAGCACAUGUGUCACAACUGCUCCCCCCCCCCCGCCUCACUUGUAGAAUACACGUUACUGGAUUCCAAUGAAAGAAUCCGCCUGUGAUGGGUUGUUACUCUUUAUGGCACGGCUGUAGUUAUUUGAAUGUCUGAAUACAAAUUGCUAUUGUUAGAUUCUCACUAAUCCAUGAUUAACAUUUCAGUGGAGAUCUAUUAAAUUGUCCUGGUAUGUCUGUCUCAUUAACUCCUAUUCCGCCAUAAUGGCCUCAUUAUACAUAUAUAUUUUUUUAUUACAUAAGGCAAUUAAUCCUAACUGGCAAUUAAUCAGGCAUUUUAUUUUCCUAGUUACUGCAGACUACAAUUCCCGUUCUGCUUGGUCAGGUGGUUUGCAACAUGACAAGAGGUGCAUUUACGAGCGUUCUUAAAGCUGGUAUGCACUCUGCACAGGCAAACUCACUCCUGAACUGCCAUAGUUUUAUAGUUACAAAUGAAUCAUGGGAAAAAGGAUUUGAAUAAUCAGGAUAGUGACACUCAUGACCUCUAUAUCUCUAUGUAUCAAAAGAAAGCUUGAUGUAUCUUUUUUGGUAUAUUUAGGUGAAAGAUGACAAAAUACUAAAAAUACGCCCUGUCCCCCAGCAUGCAUAGCGAUAAAAAAUAAAUAAAUAAAUUCCCUGGCACACAGGGUUAAAGCAAAAGUUAAAACAAAACUAAAUUUUGUUGUAGAAACUCCAUGAAUCAGGACUGUGACUGUAACAGUUAAGGGAUUAUCGUCUUAGCCAGUUUUAAAACGUCUGUGUGGUUUUCCAAGAAAGCAGUGGUGUAAUUAAUGAAUUCUGCGAUGGCUAGUUCAAUGACAAAUUUCAGGGUGCUGAACCCUAAAACUCUACACGACUGCCGUCUGUAAACCCCUAGUUUCAGUCUUUAGUAUUACCUGCUUUCCAAGUGUUAAAGGGACGCUGACUUCAGACUUAUCAAGCACUAUAGCUUGCAAUGUCUUGGGUCUGCCAUUUUCUAGACCGUUUUUAAAAUUUCAAUUAAAAUUUGCACUUUUAUAAUUAGGACAGAAACCCCUCCAUGGCUGUCACUCAGACAGCUAGGAAGGUUCAUUGAGCUUUGUUUUGCUCCACAGAGCAUGCUGUGUUGGUGCACUCCAGUUUUCCCCUCUAUCUCCUAUACUACAGCUCAUUGAGCAGUAUAGGCAAGGAGCUAACAUGGGCAUUCACUGCUUCAGCACAGAGGCAUCACCUUGAGAUGGGUGUAUUUCCUGGCACAGACUCUAAGUCUGUGCUGGGGAAAGGGAGUUUCUUCAUAAACCUCCAAAGAAAACAUGCAGAAAAAAAAUACAUGCAUGUUUUCUUUGGGGAUAAUCUACUAAAUUGUUAAACAGAAAAUGUGAAUUGUUCCUUUAAAUCUUUAUGUACUUUGGGCGCAGCGUUGUUAAAAGCAGCUGUUUUGCUAUUUUGUUUGGCUUAUGGUUAGUAUGUCAACUCGUUGUGAAAAGGAAUGUUCCAAAGAGUGUGUGGUUUUUUUAUCUUAGUUUUUUUAAAUCAAUAUUUCAUAUUGUUGAAGGGACACUAUAUAAUCACCAGAACCACUACAGCUCAAUGCAGUUGUUCUGGUGUAUAUAGCAUGUCCCUGCAAGCUUUUAAAUGUAAACACUGCCUUUUCAGAGAAAGGGCAGUGUUCAUGUUACUGACUAGUCACUCAGAUGGCCACUAGAGGUGCUUCCUGUGCAACACCUACAUUCAGUGUCUCCACGUUCUGCGUGGAGACUCUGAACGCUCGCCAUAGAGUUGCAUUGAUUCAGUGCAUCUGUAUGAGGAGAUGCUGAUUGGCCAGUGUGGCAUUUUGCACAAUGCAAGCGCAGGACUGCUAAUGUUCACAUUUGCUGUGUAAGUGCUUUACUUUUCUGUAAAAUUGCACAUAUUGAUGCUAGAUACAUUUGUUUUUAAAUUUACUGCAUGUCACCUGACUUUCUUGAGACACAUAUAAUUUAAAGGAAUUCCUAACGCUGUUGAUUUAGAUUCUUGGCCCUCCCUGAUACAAAUUUAAAAAAAAAAAAAACACAGAAAAAAGGGCCAAAGAAAACAUCUUUAACGUAGCAUCUGGAGAGUGGUACAAACAAAAUAAAUAAUAAUAAAAAAAUUAAAAUAGUGAAAUACUUUAAUAAAAAAAUUAAAAUAGUGAAAUACUUUAAUAUGUCCAGAUAAAAAUAUAUAAAUUCAUCAUGGCUCUAAUAAGCCACAACUAGAUAAAAUAUAGCGUUUAAAUGUCAGUCAGUCUUGUAUCAGCCACUACACAGAAACCCUGUCACAAGGUGGACUGCAGUCACUUCUAAUCAGGGCCAGAUUAAGAGGCCAGUGGGCCUGGUGCUGACAAUUAUGAUGGGGCCUAAUUACAGAAUAUAUCGACCAAAAACACUUAAACAGUCAUACCUCUCAAGCGUUAUGUAUCUGAUGGAGUUGGUGUUGGAGGGAAACUCAAAGGAUGCAGCUAUAAGAAAACAUAUACUCUAUGCUAAUCUCUCUCUAAUUUAUGCUUUCAUCUUUCAAAUAAAUCCAUACCCUCUAACAGCAGUGUCCAGUGAAGCAGGAAGUCAAUGGGGUAAAAGGGUGGGCCACUGACGCGAAUCACAUGACAAGAACUGCUAAAAGGGCGAACAUGCCCAAAAAGGGGGCAUGUCUGUCCAAAGAAUUGGAAGGCCAUCUUGACAUCAGUGUCCCUAUGUAUCAGUGUCAGUGUCCCAAUGUCACCCAGUUCCCUAGUCUCCCAGUGUCUGUGUCCCCAUUUCUCCCAGUGUCCCUAUGUCUCAGUGUGUUCCAUGUCACUAGGAUACUAGGAGAGACUGAGGGACAUGGGGACACUGAGAGACAUGGGGACACUGAGAGACAUGGGGACACUGAGAGACAUGGGGACACUGAGAGACCGGGGGACACUAGGACACAUGGGGGAACUGAGACACUUGGGGACACUGGGAGACAUGGGGGCACUUGUGGAUACAGACAUGGGGACACUGAGACAUUUGGGGACAGAAGGAGAAAUGGGGCCACAGACACUAGGAACACAUAGACAUGGGGACACAAACAUUUGGGGAAACACACUAGGGACACUGGGAAACUAAGACAUGGGGACACUGAGACACUAGGGUCACUGGCUGGGAGGCAUGGGGACACAGACACUUGGGGACAUUGGGAGACAUGGGGGCAUUUGUGGACAUAGACAUGGGGGCACUGAGAGACAUGGGGACACCAGGAACACGGAGACAUGGGGACACUGAGACACAGGCUGGGAGACAUGGGGACACUGAGACACUAGGGACACUGGCUGUGAGACAUGGGGAGACUGGGAGACAUGGAGAUACUGUGUCCCUAGUGUCUUUGUGUCCCAAUGUGUCUCCCUAUGUCUCACAGUUUCCCCAUGUCUCAGUGUCCCAUAGUGUCCCCAUGUUUCCAAGUGUCUCAGUGUCCCCACAUCUCCCAGUGUCCCCUAGUGUGUCAGUGUCCCCAUGUCUCCCUGCUGCCUUUCCCCCCAUCCUUCACUUACCUGAGCUGUAGUCUGUCUCUGCAGGCUGGGAGCUGCUGUGUGGACUCUCUGUGCUGUGUAGCUGAUCAGUGAGUAGAGAGAGGCAGGGAGGGAGAUGCUGUAACUUCCUAUCCCUGCCUCUCACCACACACAGUGACCCCUACUGGCCGGUGCUGGUAUUGCAGAGUAAUCUCCAUUUAUACUGAGGAAAAUAUUUGCAUCUGUAUUGCCGGUACUACUGCAAUACCGUCACGGCAAGGCAGCCUCAAAUAUUGGCUGUGCCUUAAAAUACCAGUCAGGUGGCAAACCUAAGAGUAGUGUGUAAAAAAAAAAAAAAAAUUUUUUUUAAAAAGUAAAAAAAAAAAUUUCUUUUUUUUUUAAAUGGGCCUAUUCCAUGGGCCUGGGCCUGGGCCUGGAGCUGCAGCUCCAUCAGCCCCUAUGUUAAUCCGGCCCUGCUUCCAAUAAGACUUUAGCUUAAUCCAGUACUCCUAAUGGAAAUUCACGUAGAUUAUUCAGUACAUACAACCACAUGCGUACCAAUACAGGUAAGGGACCGUAUAGAAAGAAUGUCUUACUUGGUGACCCGAACUGCCUAUCUAUAAAAGAAGAUAAAGCAGAACCAUAGUGCGCACUGGAAUUGCCAGAGCCCAAAUCCAUGAAAUGAUCUAAUAAGUCCUCCUGAUAGACUUUUAAUAAAAAAACAUUCAUUUCCGGCACUUAAAAAAAAAACAAAAAAACGUGCAUUUCUGAACAAUUCCUGCUUACCCCCUGAGUUGGCUAAAUGGGAUGUUGCUUAGCUAUGCUCUUUCAUGAUGGCUACUAGCGGGGAUAAAGCUAUUGCAAUCCCCGGGUUUCCUGAAGGGUUUAGUAUAUUAUUGUCUAUCCUUGAUCUAGAUUUCUAAAUCUAAAAACUCAAUUCUUUCUUGUAGAUUAAAAGUAAAGUUCAGUUUGUAUGGAUUUUGAUAAAAAAAAAAAAAAGCAUUAAAGAUUCCAGUUGUUGUAGAUCACCCAUUCCAAAUAAAAUCAUCUAUAUGCCUCUGCCAUAGGGCCAGAUUUGCACCUAACUGAGAAUUAUCACAAGUAAAUUCAUCUUCCCUUUUCCCCGUGAGCAAAUUUGCGUAACUAGGUGCAAACCUUGUUCCCAUGGUAUUACCCUCAACCUAAAGAUGGGAUUGACCAUGUGACUUAAAAUAAAAGUUACACACUUUACUAAAAACUCAAUCUGGUCAUUUUUAAGUAAGUGGCUAGGGCAUAUUGAAUUCCUUCACAUCCCUGCAAGUAUUCUAACACUGGUCUCUUCCCACUCUACUGUAGACCAUAUUUGAAUGACUUGUGUAGUAUAUCUCAGGUAUGACUUUAAUUUAAACACUUGAGCUUGUAAGAACUUAUUAGUCCACAUAUUCUGAUAAAGUAGAUGUCAAUGAGAUGUAGAUGUCAAUGAACCAAUAUCAGAAAUCAGUGGCGAUGAAAAUACAUACCUAAUAUUGAAUUACCUCUUGGGCGAUGAAAACAUCUACUUAAUAUUGAUGGAACUCUUGGGCGAUGAAAAUAUCUACUUAAUGGGCAGCCCGGCCACCAAGUAAGGGAUAUAUCUAUAUGGUUGCUUCCCUGUAUUUAUAAAGUAAUAGAGGUCCAGGCACUCCUUGGUUCAAGACAGGCACUUUAUUAGGAACCACAACAGCUGUUGUGGUUACUAAUAAAGUGCCUGUCUUGAACCAAGGAGUGCCUGGACCUCUAUUACUUUACUAAUGUUUGGAAAUCUGGUGUUUUGAUUCCGGCUCAGCAAGCACCCUGGCUCAGAUUUGUGAGAGUGAGUGCAGUUCCACAUAUACUAUUCAACCUUACCUGUAUUUAGACCAGGGCUCGACACAUCCCAGGUGCCAGGUCACCAUGGCGACCAGGAAAUUUGUCCUGGCAACUGGGAUUUGUUAGCCUGUUCAGCCCCCGAGGUGGCAGGCGACUGACAGAGGGAUGGCCGGCUCAUAUAUUGCUGAGGGAGGGGGGCCAACCGGCUCAUGGAUUGAUGCUACCUUGCGCGUCUUGCAGUAAUUCCGUCCCCCAGGCUAACUAAACAGUGCGCGAGAGGGAGAUGAGCAGGGAGAUGACAGAAGCUCCACUGGACCUCAGGGAAAGCCUAUCCACUCCAGCUCUCCAAAGAAAGGGAGGCUGGGUGGAUUUAUAGUAAAAUAAAAAAAAAACUAAUUAUUUGUAAGUGUCUGUGAGUGUAUGUUUUUGUGUGUCUGUCUGUGAGUGUGUGUUUCCUCCAAUCACAUCACAUGGAAAAGGUGUUUUUGUUCACCUCCCCCCCACCUCCAUGGCUGAGAUCAUCAAUUUUGACGAUCUCAGCCAAUCCAGUGCUUCCCCAUAGGAAAGCAUUGGGAGACAAUUGCACAUGCACGGCAAAAUGUCACUGCGCCAAUUUAACUUUUUAUAGAGAUGCACUGAAUCAAUGUAAAGGAGCACUAUAGGGUCAGGAACACAAACAUGUAUUCCUGACCUUAUAGGGUUAAAACCACCAUCCUGCCCCCCAGGCCCCCUCAUGCCUCCCUAAAUAUAGUAAAAUCUUACUUGUAUUCAAGUCUGGAGCUGCUGGCUUUGUCCCUGUUUCCUUCAGCAGAAGUGGUAGCCUGAUCCAAUCACAAUGCUUCCCCAUAGGAUUGGCAGAGACUGACAAAGAGGCAGAUCAGGGGCAGAGCCAGCACAAUUCAAACACAGCCCUGGCCAAUCAGCAUCUCCUCAUAGAGAUGAAUUAAAUCAAUGAAUCUCUAUGAGGAAAGUUCAGUGUCUGCAUGCAGUGGGAGGAGACACUGAAUGUUUGGAUGGCCAGUGAAGUUAUCACUAGGCUGUAAUGUAAACACUACCUUUUGUCUGAAAAGUCAGUGUUUACAUUAAAAAGCUUUCAGGGACAGGAUAUAGACUUCAGAACUACUACAUUAAGUUGUAGUGGUUCUGGUGACUAUAGUGUCCCUUUAAAAAUUUUAUUUUUGGCGUUGAUGUCUCUGGCUCCUAGAUUCCAAGCAAAUUUGUCAGUCCCUGAUUUUGACGCACAUGGAUGUAUAUAUUGUUUGAUGGAUGUUCAUUUUAACAUUGUGAGUACUAAUUUAAGCUACAGUCUAAUUUGGAAUGGCUCCAAUCCAACUUGUGACAGGGGUUUUUAUAUAGUGGCUGAUGGAAGACUGACAUUUUACCACUGUACUUUAUGUAGUUGUGGCUUAUUGCAGCACAAGUUGCCUCGAGCGGCGAUGUCCACUACCCCACAGGGCGGGAUCUGGCCUCUAAAUUUUCAACCUUUUCCAAGCCAGUUUUGUGAAAAGGGGAUUACUGAUUGGCUGAGUGCGUCAACUCAACGCUCUUGGCCAAUCAGCGGCUCCCCGGCCUGUUGCUUCCUGCAGGUAAAAGUGUAUUUUACCCCUUAUCCUUAAAGGGUUUUACUUACCCUCGUGAAGAGCAUUUGACAUCAAACAUCACAUCGUCACAUCAUGUUUGACAUCAAACAUCACAUCAUCACAUCAUGUUUGACAUCAAACAUCACCGGACCGAAUCCAACACAGUGGGUGCUUCACUCCCUCUAGUGGCUGUCAGGCAGAUUCAUCAGCUAACAAGCCUUUUAAUCUUACUGCAAUGUGAUACCUAAUAAAAUCCCUGACAUUUCUCAAGGGUGGCCAUGUGAUUGAUCAUGGUCUAUAGAUUUUUCGGCAAGUACAUUGAGAACUUCUUUUUUUUUUAUUUUUAGUGUCCGUGAAAGAUGUCCACAACACUUGCAUAAACUGUCCCAGUUUCUGGACGUGUCGUUUUAACAUCUUGUCUGUUUUGUAAAUACUAGCUUAAUUUUAUUUGGUUUUCUGUUUUGUGUGGGUGGUGCCUGUAUUAUUAAAUGUACUUGGAAAGGGAGCUGUACUGUAUGAUCAGGGACAUUUUACAGGAUUAUACAAUCUAUGUAAUUUAAUAUACAGUACUUAAAAAUGGCCUGUUCAAUUUGUUGGCAUUUUUAUUAUAAAAACUGAAAGAAAAUAUUUUAUUUUAUUUUUGCAGUGAAUAACUAUUUCUAUUUUUUUCCCCGCAUAGUCGAACGGUGGGAGCUACUCAGAAAAUUACAGCUUUGGAAUGGCUACUGACAUAACUGCUCACUGCAACCUUUUUUAUUUUUUUAUCCGUAAAAGGUCACAAAACGUGUUUGUGUUUUUUUUUUGGUUUUUUUUUUAAUUUGUUACACAAAUGCAAGAUAGCUGCCUCUGUGCUGAAACACCGACAGAUCUAAUUCCAGCUAAACAUAAUAUAAUUUGCAUGAAAAUAACUUUCACGUAACGCCCAACAUUUAACGGUAUGGAACGGGUAAGUGUGGGCGGCCCUUCGAGGGGGCAUCACUGGUAACACCAAUAAAGGAAAGGUCCGCCCGGAUAGUGGCAAAUUUGGGAACUAAAUGGGGACGGCUGGACAGGACUCCAAAAUAGGAACUGUCCCAAAAAAAGUGGGACAGCUGGGAGUACUGCAUUAAACUUUGGGAUGAUGAUUUUAAAGAUAAUUUCUGGAAAGCAAAUAGUGAUGCCAAUGUAAGUGUAUAAAAUUAUCAUUCCUAAUGUUGCUACACUGGUACCUCCAAUCAGGAGCAUCUCAUCGUAUAGAAGCUCUGAUCUUAUCCCAAAAACCCCAAUCUUGCAGAGAUUCAUGGGAUAGGUAAUUUAUCCCUCCAUUCCCAUUCCUCUUGUCACAUGGAAUUGAAGUGGAAUAUGUUGAUAAAUGCCAUCUUUCUAAACUAGGGGCAUUCCUGGUAACACAUGGAAAGCAGAAAUACAGAUCUAAAUAGGGAAAUUACUUUUCAAAGAUUGGGGAUCGGUACCCUCUCUUAAUGGCAACUACUGGUAUAUUGAUUUACUCCAUAAACUAGUAAUUGUAGAUAAUUAUCAAAGGAAUCUGAAAUUUCAAAACAGAAAGCUGGAAAUCUAGCAUAACUUGAGCAUGUUUCGAAAUUGUCACCGUUGUCAUACAGCAAUUUCCUUGUCAAUGUUCCAAAAUACCUGGUUUAGUAAAUACACAUCUAUAGAUGACGGGUUUAUCUUUUAUCCCCAGCAUCGUAUGUGUUCCUCCAUCCGGCAAUGUGAUGGCGAGCCAUGCAGGCAGAGCCAUGGUGACAGACUCCUGCAUCAGUUGUUCCCAUUGUCUCAUGGUUAUGCAAUAGUUUCUCUGCUCAUAAAAACCUUAAUUGUGAGUUAUGUCAGAGCGCGCCUUCCUCUGGUAUUCCUUAACAGCAGGGAGGGGUAAAGCAUGACAUUCAGCGUAUUGCUGAUUGCAACUCCAUUCACUCCCAGCUAGCACCUACCUGGUGCGAGCUCUUAUAUUAUAGGAACAUGGCUGACUGAGGGUCUGAGAGUGGUAGUCUAUAAAUCGCCUCAUGCUUUAUCCAUCUUUUCAGCAGAAGUCCAGAGGGGGCACUGAUGCUGUAAAUUGAAUUUAUUUUUUUAGAAAUGGGGUCAUGGAAGCGGUCUUCUACCAUGUGUGCACUACUGCCCCCUACUGGUGGGUGUUUUUUUAUGCCUGUAGCUGCUCAUUUUAGUGAGAAACUUAAAGGGUUACUCCAAGCAUCAGAACCACUACAGCUCACUGUAAUUUAAGUAAUACACUGGCACCGUAUCCAUUUAUCUACGGUUUGCCUUUGUACCUGAAUCCCCGUCAGGCUCGGAGCCUCCUGUAAUGUUGGUGAAGUGCGUCCGGCUUGUGCAGCGCUGCAGAAGCCAGAUGCCAAUCCCGAGGGCCAUUCGUUAAACAAGUGUGUCAGCAGAACACUCUUGCCAAUAAAUGACCAAUAUGCACAGAUAUAAACAGAACUGACAUGAGCCAGCCCGGAAUUCUCCGACUAACGUUUAACUGAAAUAGAAUCUGCUAAAUUGAGGCUAUAGGCCAACCUAUGUCUGAAAAUGUAGCAGACUCUCCUGUUUUGACUUUCAGUUAAUCACAAUUAAUUGUUUAGUAGAUAAACCCCUUUCUCCUUCUCCAAACUGCAUUCCAUCUCACUUCCCAUGAACUCCUUCUUCAUUGUUUUGGGUCCUUCCCACAGCACGGUCUUUAUAGAUGCGUCAGAUCUAUCAUACUACAAAACUAGUCUUUAAUUACGGUCCCACCCCAUCCCAGCGCCUUCUAUUAAUCCCCUCUCCUGCCCUUUACAUCAUCACACAAUACAUCAUCCUGCGUCGUCCUCAUUACACCUUCGUCAUGGUUCAGACACAGCCACGGAGCAAACUCAACCGCUUUGGGAGCGUUUUAUCCUUAUCUGGGGGGAAAAAACUGCGUAGUCGAAUAUGGUAUGUCUGUGUAUUCGUGCAACUCCAUACAGUGUGUACAGUGCUGUAUUUUAUGAUAUAACUGGAAGGGGGUCCUACGUGUAUACAAUGCUGAAUAUCUGUGUAUAAAGUGAGAAGCUGUCUGUGUGACACUGACAUUUUGUGUAUAAAAGGGCCAAUGUCGACAAAAUUGUAUUUCUGUGUAUAUUUUUCACCAUCUGCUGUACAGAUUUAAAAUUUUCAGAUAUGUCUGGGUGCUUUUUUUUUUUUUUUUUAAAGAAAAAAGAAAAAAAAUGAAUAUUGAAGUGUUUUAUCAUUAAUUUGUAGGAUAGCCGCUUAUUGCGUCAAGUAGAUAUACGAUUGCCAUUUCGAAUUCUAAAAAGAUUUCAACCCUGUGAAUGCAUAGCCUGUCUGAAUCUACACCUAUUAAUAAAAAAUAAAAAUAUUUGUGCCAAUACUAAAUGCCAUAAAUGUGUAAACCCAUGUUCUUACUAUGCUUGCAUAAGCUGUUGUGGCUCUGUAAGAUGUUUGAUAUCUCGUGCACAACGAAAAAUAAAAUAAAAAUUUCAACCCAUCCCACCCCACAUAUUUUGAAGCAGAAGAAUUGGUUGGAAAAGCUGAACUAAAGUGUGGUCAUUGUGUACUAUGCUGUAUUCUGUAUGAAACAAGAAUACUGUAAAGUUGUUAAAUAAAAUAAGUACAGAGCUGAAUCUUUUAUGUAUAAAGAGGCAGGCAGUGUGUACAAAGCUCUAUAUUUGUAUAUAACGUGAUGGUGUGUCUAUACAUCUUUAGGUGUGUGUGCCCUGGAUGUAGUCGCAAGGCAUAUUAUAGGUACCUUUCUCUGGUAAAAGUGGCACAGAGGCCCAACAUUUAGAAACAUCUUAGUCAGAAUGUUAAAGGGACUGUUUAGUCCCUUUUGAGGCACCAUAACAACUUCAUCUAAAUGAAGUAGUUUUUGUGCCAGGAGGCCUCAGGAGACACUCUUACCUUCAGGGAUUAACCCUAAAGUAGCCUCCAGCGUCAAUCACAGAUCCCCCCCUGACCCCCCAACACGACUUCCAACUUCUGAAUUUUCAAGCGGGCACUGAUUGGUUGAGAGCAGUCAGCUGACGCUCAGCCAGUCGGUGACUCCCCAUUCACAAAACUGGCUUGCAAAAGGUACGUUUCUUUGCCAGCGAGUUUUGUGAAUGGGGAGUCACAGAUUGCAAAAUCAAAACAUAGUAACGAUAAAUGGUCCAUUCAUGUACACAUAUAUAACUUACAGUUCAUUGUAAAGAACUCUCUUCAACGCAGGCUUCUCAUCAAUCUGUUGUUUCUGUAACAUCUUGUAAUUGUCUCCGAUAUUGUUAAAUUUCCCCCUUUUUAUUAUAUUGUAAUGCACUGUGGAAUACGUUGGCACUAUAUAAAUACCAAGAAUAAUAAUUCCAAUGAUCUGUAAGGACUUUUUAGGUCUGUUCUAAAGCCCACCCUUUUUCUUUCCUCUGAUAUGUUACCUACAAAGUGUUUAAAGUAUUACAUCCUUGGGUCUCAUAAGAAAAUCUUUUAUCCACAUCUGAAGGUCCACAUUUCAAACACCGGCAGAGGUUAUUUACUUAAAGUGAGAGGUGAAAGUGAAUUUCAAAGGUUAAAUUACCCAAAAUGCAAACAUUCUAUAGGUCCUGCUACACUUUCAGUUUAGCUACUGCGACCGUAAAUUUUUAAUUCACUUUGAAUUUCCACUUUAGUAAGUAGCCCUCAGGAUUAUUUACUACAGUGAGAAUUCAAAGUGAAUUUCAAGUUUUCCAGCAAAGCCGACUUUUUAAGUGGGAUUUCUUUUCUCAUUUUAUGUGGCGAUACUUCAAACUAAAUAUAUAACAACAUCUAAUAGAAAUAUUACUCUGAUCAAAAGGAGAUAUUUUGGGAAAAUGAAUGUAUCCAUCCCUUGUUUAAAAACUAAAGAGAAUGAGAUAAAAAAUUGUUUUCUAAACUCUGUAUAGUAAUCAGUUUUCUCAAUUAAAAAGAUUACAUUUAAAGGGACACUAUCACCAGUUCCACUCCCGCUUACUGUAGUUUUUCUGUUGUCUACAGCCUGUCCCUACAGGCUCAGCAAUGCAAAUCCUGCCGUUUCACAGUGUUUGCAUUGCUCCCUAGAACACCUAUAGUGGCUGUCACUCUUACGGCAACUAGAGGUGCUUCCUGUGUCAGUGCUGCACAGUGUGCAACACCUGCGUUCAGUGUCUCCACUCUCUGCAAAACUUUAAAUGUAAAGCAUAUCUGCAAUAGGCCUGAAUCUGCAUUGACACUGGAAAACUUAUAUUGGUCAAUCCCUACACUAUAAUCUUAGGAAUACGUGUUUGUCCUCCUUUUACGACUUACCACUUUAUUCUGUGAUGAAACAUUUUGUCCCUUUUUUAAAAAGGAGAUACGCUGCGUUGCAAAGUAAGAAAUAGGAAUAAACAUGAGAAUAGGGCUAGUUGGUUUAAUAUCAGGGCUGGUAUACAUACUUUACCAAUAUAUGUAAAAUAUGUGAUUUUAACCUGUUCUAGUUUAAUUUCCACGGUUAUAAAUUUGUCAUAUCCCAGAAAAUCUUACAUUGUCAUAUGUCAGUGGUGAUUUAUAUUCUGACAUGCACAGACUGUAAUAUACAAUAUGUUGGUACGACUGAACGCAAAUUUAAAGAGAGUGUAGGAGAACACAUUAAUAACAAUGAAUUGGGUAAUCCCAAGACUACACUGGGUACCUUUGAAAUAUGUAAUGAGUCAUUCUCUACACACCAAAAGCUGUAAAAAGGUGUUGCUCCUUUAAAUUGAGACUCUAAAAAAACAUACAAAAAUGUGACAAGCACAACUCAAGUGUGAACAGUGAAAAUAUAGAAAAUAUUUAGUAUGAAGAAAACAUCCCUUAGAUCGAGAAGAUAAUGCUUAGAAGACAUCCUCUGAUCUUCCAAAACAUGUAAAUACAAAAAUAGGGGAAACUCAGCUAACGAAACGGACUGCAAAACAACAUUGUGAAUAACUGUGUAUAAUAAAUCAUAAAAAUAUUGUUUUCCAAUUGGCCACUGUGUUGUUUUUCUAUUCUGUUUCCUAAGCAGAGUUUUCCCUAUUUUUGUAUACUGUACAUUCUAAGAAAACAACCUUUAGCUUAAAGGACCACUAUAGUGCCAGGAAAACAUACUCCUUUUCCUGGCACUAUAGUGCCCUGAGGGUGCCCCCACCCUUAGGGUCCCCCUCCUGCCCGGCUCUGGAAGGGGGAAAGGGGUAAAAACUUACCCUUUUCCAGCGCUGGGCGGGGAGCUCUUCUCCUCCGAUCCUCCUCCUCUCCUCCCCGUCGGCUGAAUGCUCACGCGCGGCAGGAGCUGCGCGCGCAUUCAGCCGGUCGCAUAGGACAGAAUUUACAAUGCUUUCCUAUGGACGCUUGCGUGCUCUCACUGUGAUUUUUUUUUUAGAGGCUUUGGGGGAAGGCUUAACCCAUUCAUAAACAUAGCAGUUUCUCUGAAACUGCUAUGUUUAUGAGAAAAAAGGGUUAACCCUAGCUGGACCUGGCACCCAGACCACCUCAUUAAGCUGAAGUGGUCUGGGUGCCUAGAGUGGUCCUUUAAUGAAGCGGUUUUGGUGUAUAGGCCAUGCCCCUGCAGUCUCACUGGUGAAUUCUCUGCUGUUUAAGAGAUAUAUCACUUUGCUUAUGAACUCUCGCUACACUAGGGAUGGAUUGAAUUAUUGCAACUUUAUGAGGGAGUUUUGCUGCAAAUGUGCAAUAGCCUCCCAAUACUUUCCAAUGGGAUAGUGUUAGAUUAGCUGACAUCAUCAAUACUGAUAAUAUCAGCCGAAAUGGGGGCGGAACCAGUGCCGGACGACCUAUGCGGUCCUGGAAAAAAAGAUGAUAUACUUAUUUAUUUUUAACACUAUAGGGUCAGGAAUAGAAGUUUGUAUUCCUGAAACCGAUAGUGUUCCUUUAAACACUGUGCAGUAACAGAACAUAACAAAGUGUUGGAUUUUUUCUGGAAAUUUAUAUGGAGGCAGUUUGAGUCUGCAGCAGACUCAAUCGAACAACACCAUAAAAUGAAAAAUCAGUAGAUAAUUUAUUGCAAAACGCUUUAUUAACAAUAUUGAAUUUUAAAAGAAGUUAUACACAGGAAGCAAUGAUAAAGUGAAGAAAACCAGGAUAAAGCGUAUUUACCUCUAACCUUUUAUGUUCGUACUGAAUCAGAAAACUGCUUCAAUUAUAGUCCUACAACAGUGCCCCAAAAGUAUUUUAUGAUAGUCAGAAGAGACCAAGGAAUAAAAGACAAAUGAUAGAGGCUAAAAUAUUUCUUCAAUCGGUUGAUCAAAUUUUUUUUAUUGUAUUCUGGAAAGGGUUAUUCUAGCAGUGCAAUAUGAUUUUCCCGAAACCACUUUUUGCACACAGCAGCAACAUGACCAGUACUUUAUCCUGGAGAAGAGCAUUAGAGUACAAUCAAUCUCCCAGAAUCUGCGCAUACAACCCCAGAUCCUAACACUACCUGAAUAUGUUAUGGUAACUGCAAUGCAUUCAGGCAGCAAAUCUUCUCUAAUUUAUUUUUCCAUCACUAUCAGUUUUUGAUAUUCUGGUUUCCUUACUCCUAAUGACUCUGUCCCAUUGUUCCAAUCACUAUGGUUUUAGCCCAUUCUAAUAUCUUCCUUCUUCAUUUGGGAGAUAGUAAUUGCUUUUCCUUGGCAUUAUAAAAUUGAACGCUUCGAGUCUGUGUCUUACAGCCCUAGCUAUCUUCUUCACACCACAUUGAAACAAUUGAUUUUUAAUUGAAUCAUCUUUCUUCUUUCACUGAAACACCGUUUAUUUUGAUUGUCUGAGUCUGCAGAUAUCUCUUGCACGGUUUAGAAAUACCUCCUUUGGUUAGGUUUCCGCACAAGUAAAGCCUUCUUCACUCUAAGUUAUCAGUUUACAUCACUUUCUAGGCGAUUUGUCAACUCGUUACAUUUUUUUUUUGUUUUUUUGUUUGUUUUUUUGUCACCUUACUAACUCGCACAGCUUAUUAAGUUAUCAAGAAACCGAAAAAUCUGUUUCCAACAAACCAAUUAACAACGAAAGACCAAUGGCCAACGUGAUGACUCUUUCACAACUGAAGCGAAGUCCUAUUAUUAGCUCUGAUACCUUGAAAUGGGAGCUGACUCAUACUAAAACAGUAUUAUUAUUGUUCCAUUCUAGCUCAUAAUAAUCUAAAUGGCUCUCAGAACAAUCCGUCUCACUGGUUUCAUUUGAGUUAAGGAGUUCUACUUCAUGUUACAUAAGGCAGUGGUGUUUCUCUCUUUCUCUGGUUAUUUAGCUAUAACUGCUAGAAUAAAGAUAAUUCAACACAUUUGUUGCAUCACAUUCUGCAUUAAAUUACUUCUUGUGAUAUGUAAUUUUAUGGCAUAUUCUAAAAAAAAAAUUGUGUCACCAAAUGUUAGAAAUACAAAUUUUCCAAAAGGUUUUCAUUUCACAAUUUUGGCCACUAGCGUGUAUCUAUAACACAAUAUAAAGAGUUGAAGAUUUUGUGUACCAACUCCACAGCCCUGAUAUUUGUAGUAUUUUAAAACAGGACUCAAAAUUUCAACUUGCCCAGUAGCUAUUGGUAAGUGAAAAUUCUGCCCUGGUUAGUGAGCUGUGGACCCUUGCGGUGGCAAGUAACUUUUAGGCCUGACUAGUAGUUUAGGGCAUGUAAUUGAGCCCUGUAUAAAAGCUACACAACUGUUUGUUUGUAUCAGGGGUAAUUAGUGUUACUAUUGUCUUCUGUAGACUUGACCUUCAUUCUCCUAUUUUAUUACGAGCUCUCCAGAAGCCCAAGAUGCCAUUAUUUUCCCAUAAUGCAUGCAUUUCUGUCUGUCUGCCCAUCCACCCUUCUGUCUAUGCAUAAACAAACACAUACAGAGUUUCUCUGAUACCACAAUGCAAGACUGAUGUUCUUACAUAACAAGGAAUAGUGUCGCUGUUUAUCACCGUGACCUACAUACUGUUAUUACAGAACGCAGGAAUUAAAUCCCAGGUUCAAUUUUCUCUCGAUUAAUUUUAACACCCUCCCUCCCUGUGUGUGUUCCUCACCACACCCAGUAUAAUAAUACAAUGUGGGCCUAAUAUCUCAGUUAUACCUGCCAGUUCUUUUUGAAUCGUGAUUCGACUCCACGCAGAUCUGUAUUAAUCCCAUAUCCAGAUACUGGGUUCCCAUCAUGGUACAGACAAAGGCGCGGCACAAACUUCGCCGCUUUGCUAGUGAGCUAAGCUUGUCAGGAGGCCGUAAACUGCGCAGCCGGAUUUGGUAAAUUUUUUUUUAUUUUUCUGUUUUUUUGGGGGGGGGGUUUUAAAUAAAAUUUUUAAUGUAAAGUGCAGAUAUAGUACGUAGUGUGUGUGUGUAUUUACAAUGGGUAUAGUCUAUAGUUUGUAUAUUUUUGUGUAUUUAUAGCAAUGUGCACAUAUUGGUCAACUCUGUAUGUAAAUGAGAGAAAUGGUACUCCCAAUUUGUAAGAUAUUUUGCUGCUAUAAGAACGUGUUUAUUUACUGUCUUGUUCACAAAAAAUUACUGAUAUUGGCUCGGUAUUAUAAUAAAUGUUACACACACUUGCACUUUUUAAAGCAUGUGCAGAAAUGGUGUGUUUCUGUGACUGUAAUGGAAUAAUACACCAUGUUUUUCCAAAAAAGUGUUUACCAGUUUAUUAUGAAAAAAUUAUUAAACCUUGUACUUUAUACUCUUUGUAUAUAGAGUGUGUAUUGAAAGGAUAUUGUGUAACGGAUAAUGUAUGCUAUGUGUUUGUAAACUUACAUUUUCGGAUGGGGUAUAUAGAUGUGAACUGGAUGUCCUUGCAAACUAUUGUUAACAAAUAAAAAAAGUGAUUUAUUUUUCAAAUGUUUGUUUUUUGAAAUUAUAAUCUCUAUUUGGAAGAGUUGAUGUUGAAAUAUUGUCUGGUUCGUUUAAUACCAUAUGACCGCAAAUGGUAUUUGAUUUAUAAUGUGCUUGGCCAAUCAUAUUGGACCCUGUCUCCCAUGUUUUUGUGAAUAAUAAUUCCCAUGACGCUUAGCCAGCAAAUGUGAUGCUAUAUUUGCGUAUACACAGUGAGUGCAGCAUAUACAGAGCUGUAUAUAUGCAUAUUUCUAUUUUUUUUUUCUCUUGUUUUGGCAAAUUGGCUCUGUACCUGAUAUAAUAAUUCUAUCCUGGAGUUCUGUACAUGAAAAGAGCUGCUUCGCAGUGUAUUUAGCCCUGUUAUACUGGAGACCGUAUCUUCAGAAGGAUAUUGAUACUUUAGAGAGAGUUCAGAGAAGGGCUACUAAACUGGUUCAUGGAUUGCGGGAUAAAACUUACCAGGAAAGGUUAAAGGAUCUUAACAUGUAUAGCUUGGAGGAAAGACGAGACAGGGGGGAUAUGAUAGAAACAUUUAAAUAUAUAAAGGGAAUCAACACAGUAAAGGAGGAGACUAUAUUUAAAAGAAGAAAAACUACCACAACAAGAGGACAUAGUCUUAAAUUAGAGGGACAAAGGUUUAAAAAUAAAAUCAGGAAGUAUUACUUUACUGAGAGGGUAGUGGAUGCAUGGAAUAGCCUUCCAGCUGAAGUGGUAGAGGUUAACACAGUAAAGGAGUUUAAGCAUGCGUGGGAUAGGCAUAAGGCUAUCCUAACUAUAAGAUAAGACCAGGGACUAAUGAAAGUAUUUAGAAAAUCUUAUCUGCCAUCACAUUCUAUGUUUCUAUGGAGGGAAUUCAUUGGGAGUGCUCCUUGUGGGCUUCAUGUCAUGCUUACAGAUAAACUGUCAUCAUUUUCCCCCCCUGGAAAUGAAAGGUUAGAUAUAAUAUAAUGUUAUUGUGUAUUACUUAGUCAUGGAUACAUAUAGGUUUAAUAACUUUUUAGCACAUUUUCUUGCUUACCAUCUUUAUUACCUGCACAGUUUUCUUGUUGGAUAAGUUGUAGAUCUGACCAAAGAGGACUUAAACAUGGUCAACGUCGUUCCUGUAAGGAGACGGUUUACAGUGAGUCUGCAGGGGCAUGAUCUAUACACCAAAACUAUUUAAUUAAGCUAAAGCGGUGUUGAUGCCUAUAGGGUCCCUUGAAGUAAAAAAUAAUUUUCCCCCUUUUUUUUUUUCUUUUUUUUCUUUUUUAUUGACAUUUCCUCCUGUAACAUAUGAAUGUUACAUUGUGCUGGAGAGCACUUUUUCAAGUACCACGAAAGAGCUUGAGGUGUUAUUAGCUGCCCAAUAAACAAAAUGAAUAAUUCCUGCUUUUGUGUUCUAAAUGUGAAUUGACCCUUUUUGAGGUGUUGAAAUUCAUGAAGCCUAUUUUUUUUCCUUCUAGUUCUGAUAUUGGGCAAAAUUGUCCAUAAUAUAGUACACGUUAAGUAAAGAUGUAUUUUUUUUCCCCCCAGGUCCAAUAAUGCUCAUGCGUGUGUAGACUGAUUCUGUCUGCAUUUCCAACAUGCUUUGGAGCUAUCAGACUCGGCAGAGCCUUUGGGUCAUCAGUGCCUUGUUGGCUAGUGGCAAUUUACGAUAGGGAAACUGGUGGUGGGAGGGGGGAGUGCUGGCGAGAUUUUAGUUUUACUCACACUAAGAAAAUUGUUCCAGCAGCAGUCAUCCUGAGCUUGUCAAAACAGAUUUUGAUGCAGGAUCAGUUAAAUGUCAAAGAAAUUAUGCAUUGUGUCUUUGUUUCUAUAAGAAUCACUUAUCUGAAACAAAAGAUUUGGGAUUAUGCUUUCGAUUUCAUGAUUCAUGGUAUACCUGUUUAAAGGUACCCUCCUACACAGGAUUAUUUAUUAUCGGGGCAGGAGUGUCUGGGAGCCCUAUUGCCUUUAGGGUGAAACUAUUUAUUUGGCAACGGUCUAUCCCUAAAGGUGGGGCUCUCAAAAUCAUUAGGCGCCCACUGAGAAACUUGGUGAGUGUGUACCGGACACUCCUAUAAUAACUUAAAUGAGCUGAAAGGAACAGUAUUGGUUACAUGUAUACUAUGACACUAUAGUUUAACAGAGCUAUUUAGGUCCCCUGCCCUCCUGUCAGAAAAGUAAACAGUGAUUUUGUUCCCCUUUUUCCAGUGCUGCGUGGCUCUCCUUGCAGCUGGCCCACCUCCUUGGCUGAAAUCAUCUAACUUAGUGAUCUCAGCCAAUCCAGUGCUUUCUUGUAGGAAAGCAUUGGGAGGCUGUUACGCAUGCAUGGUAAAACACUGUGCUGCAUCAAUCAGCAUCUCCUCACAGAGAUACAUUGAAUGAAUGCAUCUCUAUGAGGAACUUUCAGCGUCUCCAUGCAGAUAAUGGAGACGCUCAAUGUAGGUACUGCACAUGGUGCAGCAAUGUACUAGGAAGCAUGUUUAGUGGCUGUCUGAGUGACUGCCACUAAAAAGUGGUACUAGCCAGCAAUUCAGGCGACAAGUGUCCCUUUAAGGCUUUAUGGGGAUGGGAUAUUCCUUUAAGUUUUUUUUAAAAGCUUGAUUUGUCUAGUACAGGAAGUGAUUGAUUUGCAGUGAAAAGAAAGCAAGUGUUAAAUUAUUGCCCAUCUUCCCUGCUUUCGAGAGAGAUUUGUAUUUUCUAUUUUUUUCACAUUCUGAUUAUUUGACGAAUACCACAAACGAGGAUUACCCAGUGUUUAAUAUCUCACCAUCGGUGCACACUCAUUCUCUCGUCUUAUUCUGCCUUAUAACAGUGUGCCCCUUAACUAAUCCAUUUCUCCUUUCUCGCAUUUUAGCUGAUCUGUUAACCUCCCCAUUAUUCAAAUUCAUCUUCCCCUCUUUCCCAUCAUCCAUUGUCUCAUCUCACCGUCAGUCUCUCUUGCUCCCAUUCCCAAUGUCCACUCUUUCACAUCUCGCCCUGUCUCCUUGUGCUUUUCUUUCUCCAAAUCCCAUUGUAUAAAUUCAUUGUUCCAUCACAGUUGCACUUACCCCCCCCCACCUUAUCUCAAUUAUUUUCCCACAUCGACUCAUUGAGAUAAGACUUGUUUGAGCAGGGCCUUCACGUUAUGUACGUGCAAGUCAAGCAUGUCCUUUACAAUUAUUUGUGCAUCUCAUCCACCCAUUGCCCUGUGCUGCAGAACAUGUUUGUGCUUUAGAGACUAAUAACUUUGAUAUCACUGCCCCCUAUUAUAUCAGCACCCACUGUUACUGUGCCAUCUCUCCUUCCACUGUCCCAUGCCAUUUCCCCCCUUUUACAACAUAUGCCCCACUUUAGUUACCCAUCUUUUAGUUACCCAUCUCCCAUUGCCCCCUUAAUCCAUUUCAUACCUCCCUCCCCCCCUUUGAACCAGUCUAUUUUUUUUUUUCUCCUUCCCUGUAUUAGCAAGCCCCGUUCACAGGAUGUGGCUAACGUAAAGCAGUGUUAUAUUGUAAAAAAUAUUGUAACACAUUUAUAUGAUUCAAGCAAGCGUUUUAUUUCUUUUUCUUCCGUCACAAAUGUUAACAAACCAUAAACAUUACAGCUUUAUGGAAAACCUGUUUGGUUGCCUGUUUGAUUGAAACUUUAAUGACCCAUUUAAAAAAAAUUAUUUAAUUAUCUAUUUAUACCUGCUACGCAAUACAUACUUUAAAUAGAAGGCGGUUUGUAUCGACAUUAUUGGUCUUCUUACUCCUUCUUGCAUCAUACUAACUGCAAUAGAACUCCCAUCACUUGAAAUUAGAAUUGUGGGACAGGGGGUGGGGUGGGUCGCUUUAUGAUGGGAUCUCGGACGCAUGCUGGAGGUAUGGUGGCGGGGUUGUGACCAGCCUGUCCCUCUAUCGGUCAUGUCCAGCCUUCGUAUCCUAUUGGAGAAAUGUCCAUGCAGUCAUAAAGAUGCUGGUAGACACAGUCCAACAGUUUCAGCCUUUGCCUAUUCUACAUGACCAUAUCCACUGUGCCUCUAUGACUCUAUAAGAAAUCUCUUACAAAACCUCUAUUAACUGCAGCAAAAUAUCUAACCCACCACUACAAGGAAGAACCGUCUGCAUUCACUCUCCAGCAGUGGAUGGUUAGGGUAGAAGAAAUUCCGAUUAUGGUAUCCCAUGACGUGAGUCCUAAAAGGCACAUUUGACAAAUCUCGUGGUUCUGCAAAUUCUGGCCAAGGUGAUUUGUUGUGUCCUUGCAAAAUUGGGUGUAUAGCAACCCUCAACUUCUCACAGGUACAACCCCUUCACCUGAACACAGUUAUUUACUUAUUUCAUAUUGGUAUGUUAUAAGACGCGAACAGGUUGCUGAGAUGUACUACAGGACACUAGAGAGAGAGAGAGGGGAAUAGAUGAGGAUGGCAGUGAGAACCACUCCUCAUUACAUCAUAAUAUGACCCCCACCUUUUUUUUUUCUACCCCCAUUGGUCCUGUCCCUUCUACCACCCCACACAUUAUUUUUGAAAAAUUUGUGGUCGAUCAUUAUCCGAAAAACAUGCACUGACUGUACUAAAUGAAAAACUUUUUUGGUUUGGACAGAAAUGAGACAAGUGAGCGUCCCUUGCAGGGCCGGAUUAACAUAGGGGCUGAUGGAGCUGCUGCUCCAGGCCCAUGGAAUAGGCCCAUUUAAAAAAAAAAAAAAAUAAUAAUAUAUAUAUAUAUAUAUAUAUAUAUAUAUAUAUAAUUUUUUUUUUUUUUAUUAUUAUUAUUUUUUUUACACACACUACUCCUAGGUUUGCCACCUGACUGGUAUUUUACCGGCACAGACGUUAUUUGAGACUGCUUGGCCGGUGCCGCUAUUGCAGUAAUACCGGCAAUACAAAUGCAGAUAUUUUUCUCAGUAUAAACGGAGAUUACUCCAGCCAGUAGGGGUCACUGUGUGUGGAGAGAGGCAGGGAUAGGCCUCUCUCUACUCACAGAGAGAGGCCUCUCUCUACUCACUGAUCCGCGGGGGAGUAGCUGCACAGCACAAAUAGUCCAGACAACAGCUCCCAGCCUGCAGAAACAGCCUACAGCUCAGGUAAGUGAAGAAUGGGGGGAAGGCAGCAGGGAGACAUGGGGACACUGAGACACUAGGGGACACCUGGAGACACUGAGACACUUGGGAACACUGGGAAACAUGGAGACACUGAAACACUAGGGGACACUGUGAGACAUGAGGACGCUGAGACACAUAGGGACGCUGUGAGACACAUGGACAUUGGGAGACACAUUGGGACACGGAGACACUAGGGACACAGUGUCUCCAUGUCUCCCAGCCAGUGUUCCUAGUGUCUGUGAACCCAUGGCUUUCAGUGUCCCCUAGUCUCCCAGUGUCUGUGUCCCCAUGUCUCCCAGUGUCCACAUAUCUCCCAGCCAGUGCCCCUAGUGUCCCCAUGUCUCCCAGUAUCCCUAUGUCUCUCAGCCAGUGUCCCUAGUGUCUGUGUCCCCAGUGUCUGUGUCCCCAUGUCUCCCAGUGUACCCAUGUCUAUGUCCACAAGUGCCCUCAUGUCACCCAGUGUCCCUGUGUCUCCAUGCCUGUGUCUCCAUGCCUCCCAGUCAGUUUCCCCAUGUCUCCCAGUGUCCCCUAGUCUCCCAGUGUCUGUGUCCCCAUUUCUCCCAGUGUCCCCAUUGACUUUCUGCUUCACUGGACACUGCUGUUAGGGGGUAUGGAUUUACUUGAAAGAUGAAAGCAUAAAUUAGAGAGAGAUUAGCAUAGAGUAUGUGUUUUCUUAAAGCUGCAUCCUUUUGAGUUUCCCUCCAACACCAUCUCCAUCAUAUACAUGACGCUUGAGAGGUAUGACUGUUUUAGUGUUUUUGGUCGAUAAAACGCAGAACUAUGUAACAUCUACAUAAACAGAACAGAAAAUGAUAAAACGUAAACUGGUCCUUAGAAUGGCCGGACUAAUACAUUAAAAACAGAGAAUGGUCAAGGGAUAGCUGAGGUCAAGGAAGCCAGAAAUAUACAAUACCAUUUAACAAGCCAAGUCAGGGAAGCCAGAAAUCAGAAUAGUCAGGAAUAGCCGAGGUCAAAAUACUGGGAAUAUCAAAAACCGGACAAGAAAACGCACUCUCGGGAACGGAAACCACGACAGGGCAAUAACCUAGGGAACUUUAGGGAUUUAAAUAUCCCUCUUGUCUCUGCCCCAGAACGUGCGUGUGACCCUGGGGGCAGAGCUAUAUCUGGCCGCGACCGUGUGGUCGGCGCCAUCUUGAAUCCGGGCAGGCGGCCAGGAGAACCCGGAAGAGUAGCUCCCGACUCGCCGCUGAGCAGGUAAGCUCAGUUCGUUGCGGUGAGCCGGGGGCCAUGACAAUUCUGUAAUUAGGCCCCGUCAUAAUUGUCAGCACCAGGCCCACUGGGCUCUUAAUCUGGCCCUGGUCCCUUGUAAGAAUCACUGCUGCUCCUGCGUCUUGCUAUAAAAUAAUAUCUACGUAUCCAUAAAUCUUGGCAACCAACUGUAGCCAAUGCAAACUGUGGUUUAAUUAAAUUGUGUAUAAACUGUGUGGCCCUUUAAGAUCUCAAUUGGCGUAUUGUCUAGGUGAUGUAUCAUCUAGAAUUCCAUCUGUAUUCGUGAUUUAUUUAUUUAUUUUGUGUACAUGAUCUGUCUCAAACCCAAAAUCCAGUUUCGCCAUAAAUCGGGGUGUAUGCCUAUUUCAGUCUGACCUACAUACUUUCCUAUUAUGAAAACCAAAUAUUUUAUUUCCUCAUGUCCCCUUUCCGUCUAUUAAGCAACUGCCACAGAUUAUGACAUUAGACAGAUAUACUUUUAUCAGGUCAAUCUAAUACAGCAUUACAUUUUAUGUUUCUAAAGGGCUGCAUGCUAUAGUCCUCAAAUGAUACAUUGCUCACGGUGUGACCACCAAUAAAAUGAAGCGCUGACGCAGUUUUAUGUGCGAUUUGAUACAUAUUUAUAAAUUUACAUGUUGGUGUGAUGGACAGAAUCCACGGGGUAAAGUUUGUUUGAGGAGUGCCCUCUUCACCUUUACCCUGUUUGUGUUUUAUGUCACCAUUGAUCAGCGCUGAGGAAUAUGUUGAUGCUAUAUAAAUAAGUGUUUUGUCAGAGUUACAAGAAUUGAUACUCCUUAGCCAGGGCUGGCUAGGUGGUUACCAAAGCAUCCACAGCGCAUGUGCUGUGGUUGCUAUCAGUGGAGAGCAGAGGGACCUCCUGUGGGUGGCCUCUUCUGCUCCCCCUGUCUCCAAAUUCCUCGGCAUUUAGUGUCUGACGAGAAAUUAAAAGAGCGAUGGGAGUAAAAUCUAUUUUUAGCAUAAUGUAUAAAAGGAAUUUUAAACUCUUUUCAAAGUGCUAAAGUUACAGAUUUGAUUAGUUUCCCUUUAAUUAGAUGCUAAAUAAAAGAUCCCCUUUUAUAGUGGUAAAGUUUUUCUAAGUUAAAGGAACACUAUAGGGUAAGAAAUAAACGUGUAAUCCUGCACCUAUAGUGUUAAAAAUAUGGUGGGACCCUUUGACCCCCAUAAAUAGGGUUAAACUUACCUUUUAUUUAUAUCACUGCGUGGUCCGCUUUGUGCAGCAUUGCCCCAGGAAGCACCUUUAGUGGCCGUCUGAAUGACUCUGAAAAGGCAGAGUUUACAUUAAAAUGCCUGCAGGGACAGACUAUACACACCAGAACACUAUAUUAAGCUGUGGUUGUUAUGGUGACUAUAUUGUGCCUUUAAAGAAAGUUUGGCAUUUUUGUAAAAAAUGUUUUUUUUUUUUUUUUGGUUUUUUUGUACAUUGCCUAGGGAAUGGAAAAUUGUUGAAUUUCAAACUAAAUUGCAAGAAUGUUUCCAUUGCAGGUAUAUAUAUGGUCAUUGAAUAGUUUUACGCAUUUGUUUUUCAGUUAACUGCAAUUCACAUAUAGACAGUUAUUAAUCGAACUCAGAAUUGUUGCUAAUUUUAAUUAGAAAUUUCAAAACCUGGGCAAAUUUUCGAACUACAUUGUAGUCCCUGCUUGGCUAGUUUACUAAAGUCCGAUUUCAAAGUGAAUUUAAAAUUUAAGAUCAAAAUAGCCGAACUGGAAAAAUUAUCCAAUUCAGCUAUGCUUCCGGUUUGGCUACUCUGGCCUUAAAUUUGAAAUCCCACUUUGAAUUCGCUAGUAAAUAACCCCAUAAAUAUUAAUAUAAUUCAAAGUUUAGUGAACUCACCACGUUCAGGUCAUAGUUGGUGAACUACAUUGCUGCUGACAGUAGAGGGCACUCAUGCACAGAGUACUAUGUAUGUGCUGGCUGUUAAUACACAUAUACAGCAGACAUACUUCUAGCUAUUAUAAAUUAAAUAACAUUGUUUAAGGGAAAGCAAGAGUCUGCCAGGAUUGAGGCAGUGAAUAUGAAGUCACCCCACCACCCCACACACACACAUUGUUCAGAUUUAGACAAACUGGAUUAUUAUUAUUAUUUUAUUAUUUAUAUAGCACCAACAAAUUCCAUAGCGCUGUACAAUGGGUGGACUAAUAGACACAUAAUUGAGAUCAGACCACUGGACGUACAGGAACAGAGGGGGUUGAGGGCCCUGCUUGAUGAGCUUACAUGCUAGAGGGAGUGGGGUAUAGUGACACAAAGGGUUAAAGUAGGGGACUUACAUAGUUUGUUAGAGAAGGGUUUAUUGACUGCUUGGUAGGUCAUUUUUGAAAGUUGCAGGAAAGGAGUCAUGGGGUGGGGGAUGAGAAACCUGCUGACAGUUUAAUUGAUACGCUUUAAUGAAGAAGUGAGUUUUCAAAGAUUUUUUGAAGGAGUGGAGGCUGGGUGAAAGUCUGAUUGAGGAGGGAAGGGAGUUCCACAGAAUAGGUGCAGCCCUGGAGAAGUCUUGAAGGCGAGCAUCACAGGUGGGGAACCGGGCAGAGCAUAGGCGUAGGUCUUGGGCUGAGCGCAGGGGUCUCGACGGGACAUACAGGCAAAAGAGAUGAGAGCAUCACUUGCAACUUAAAUAGCCCAGGGCUAGCGAAAAAUAACUUUAGCUUUUGCAAAAUAUGUUUAUAUGAAUAGGGAAAGCCAUUUUGUGUCUUUAACCCCUUAAGGACACAUGACGGAAAUAUUCCGUCAUGAUUACCUUUUAUUCCAGAAGUUGUGUCCUUAAGGGGUUAAAAAAAAAAUAAAAAAUUUUUCCUUUGCUUUUUAAGUUUCGCUGAUACACUGGCUUCAUUGCCAGCAUGCCGAUGUCUGAAUGGAGUUACGUCGUGUCACUCCAUUCCCAUACUACUUAGCCAGCGCUGUCUAGGGUGUUACCAAAGCAACCACAGUGCAUGUGCUGGGUUGCUAUUGGUGGAGAGCAGAGGGACCUCCUGUGGGAGGCCUCUUCUGCUCCCCCUGUCUCCCAAUUCCUUGGCAUUUUGUGUAGUAGAGAUUUUUUUCAAUUUUUUUAAUAGCCAAAAAGAAAAUUCUGGUGGAGUAAAAUCCACAUUACAAAAUAUAGAAUAAUAAAAAGAUAUUAGUGGUAAAUAGGAUGAUUUAAAUAAUAAAUCUCGACUAUAUUCAUUGAGUUUGGACUGAAGUUUGCAAUUCAGUUUUCAGUUCCCUACAGGUUACAUUUUAGUGUUUGUGUGUAGUCUUGUGUGGAGACCAGUUAUGUGGUUCCACAAGGUACCUGUGAGGAGCAGUCCAGUGUGUUGAUGUGUUGCGUGGAGACUUAUUUAGUGUGUAUAUUGCAGGUGAUACUCAGUUACAUAAUUCUGGGUGGGACAGCAAGAGGACAGUGUGUCCCUGCGUGAUCUUCACACCCAAAAUAGUACAACAUUCUCUAUUGUAGUAUGACACAACUCACACAGAUAUACAUCUGUCUGUAGACACAAUAAGAAUUUGGUAUAUGUGAGCGUAGAAAUACGCAAACACACCUAUGACGAAGUCGUCUCAAAUUUGUAAACUAAGUUGUUUCUCCGGUAUGUCUUAGUCCCCCCUUCAGGCAUAUGUCCUCCCUCCAAGGCCCACUACAAUGAGUGGCUGUCAUGUUCCUAAUAUAUGUCUCACAUUUCAGAGUGUCUUUGUCUGUCUGUCUCUCUGCCUCCCACUCACUCCUGUAAGUAGCUUCUUUUUUUUUCCCCUCUGUAAUCUUUCGCUCUGUCGCAGAUAGGUGGAUUUCAAUAUCUCCUUCAAUCUUUAGUCCUCCCUCUCUGAGUCAUUGCUCACUGAUAGAUCUCCCUCCUAUAAGAUUUCAGACACAGUCUCUACCUCCCAGAGCUGAACUGGUUUUCUUUCCUUCUCGUUUUCCAACCUCUCUUUCAUGUUAAUUCAUCUCUACGUAUCGUUGGACUAUUGGUGUGCUAAUGGAAGUCCUUUUUCUCCCAAGGACCAAGUUGGUUGGCUGGAGAGACACCAUUCGCAAAAUGGCUGGGGACCCCAUCAAAUCCACAGAAUCCUAUAUGGAUCUCCAUUUCCAAUGUAAGUUUAUUUUUUUUAUUAUUGGCAAAUAAUCUCUGAGAACUUACACUCAUUAUAAAUAUAAAAGGUGAAAUAACGGUCUCUGUGGAAGAGCUCUUUAAAUGCAGCUGGAAGCACUCAAUGAAGUGGAUCGAAGAGAUCAUUGUGUGUGUGUGCGUGCGUGUGUGUGUGUGUGUGUGUGUAUAUAUAUGUAUGUAUAUGUAUAUAUAGAGAGAGAGAGAGAGAAUGGAAAGUGAAAUCAUUGUAUAUCCAGUUUGAUGCUACAUUAAGGCCGUGAAACAUUAUUGGGGAGACUUAUCAAAGUGUUCCAUUGUGAGAAGGUGCAGUGGCCACUAGAAUGCUCCUGUUGUUUCCAUGGUGAUUGCUCACAAUCACACUUUGGUACAUCUUCACUAAAAUUCAGGAAAUGGAGAACUUGGCCCCACUACCGUUUCAGUUUGCCCGGCCCGUCUUGUAAGGGAAAGGCAAAAGGAGAGGGAUUAUUUACCUGUUCGACCUUGUAUGAUAAUUUAAAUAUAAUUGUUUGCAGUGACAUCUUUACAAAACAAUGUACCUUAAAAAAAAAAAAAAAGAGCCUGUGCUUAAUAAUGAAAUAUAGUGUAAUUAUCUCUUUUCAUUUUGUAAGUAUUGAUGUUUCGUGUAAGCUUAUAUUUCUAUGAUGAAAUUUGAGGCACCCUAUAAAGAGAUUGGAAGAUUGAACGCAAAAAAAAAAAGAAUGAUCUCGGUGUAUCCCUGAUUGGGUUUAAUUAAGAAGUGUCUAAUUGCACCUAAUCACCGCUAGUUAUGAUAAUAGCUAUCACCCUUUCUCUGACUAAGCACUAGUGACACGUGAUAAGUCAGAUGUCACCUUAAGAUCCUGUCUAUCCAUUUGCCCAUAUCCUUUAUGUUCACUUAUAGUGUCUCAGUCUCACAAUCUGUAUAAUCGGGUGGUAGGGAGUUUAGGAAAUGAAUGCCUAGCUUUAUAUCGUUUUUAGUGUAACAUUUAAUGUGCAACACAACUGUUUGAUUUUGUAGCCUAACUGUCACGUCUGUUUUAUUUGUUUGUUUUUUCACAACCCAAUAACUGUGGAUUGUGCUGCUUUUUAAAAAAACAAACAAAUAACUUCUAAUUUACUUUGUAAGCUUGGCCCUCCUGGACAUCCAAAUUAAUUUAGAGGGUUACUCCACGCACCAUGACCACAUCACUGAUUUGAAGUGGUCAUGGUGCCGGGAGUCUAUAUGUUCUGCAUAUACAAAGUAUUUCUAUGCACAGAGGGGCAUUCAUGAGAGUGAUUAGUUGAUGCCAUCAGGCAUCUGAUUUCUGCAGCUCUGCUGAAGCCAAAUUCCAUAAGGCUGCUUCAGUGGAGAAACCAUUGUAAAACAGUUUGCCCCUUACCGGGGAAUGGUGCCAGGAUACUCCUAGCAUCAGCAGGCUGUAGUGGUUAUGGUGGUUGGAGUAACUCUUUAACCCUAAAGUUGCUAUGUGUACAUGUGCCACUAUGGAGGCAAUGCCCAAGGACACGUGUUGGCAUAGAAUGGGCACACCUGUAACAUCACAAGGCAGUGCUAUUGCCCUGGGCACAGACAUAUGGUGGAGGUUUGUUUAUUUUUGAAAACCAUGUGUUGCUCUACUCCCCUUAUGAAAUGCUUUAGUUCCAAAGAAGUGACUAUUAGUUUGAUUUCAUACAAGUACAAUCUGUUUUCUUGCAGACAACAUGAAUUUGCAUAGGGUGUAGUAUACAGAGCCUGGCUACAAUCUAGACCUCUUAGGAUGCUGCAAAUCUCAAAAUGGGACAAGAGAAGAUCAAAGACAAGUUAAAUGGGGAAAAAAUUAAAAUAGACAAAUACAGUGAGACAAGGUACAUACUCAGUGUCUCAGCUAUCUGGGAACAGAGACACCUCCAGGCAAUGCAAACAGAGCAGACCGCAGAUUAAAGAGUAAGCACAUGUGUGGACAGAGCUCUAGACGGUAUGUCAGGAAGCCAGGGGAUUAAAGAGACCUUUAUGGUACACGAUGUCCAUUGCACCGAUCCUACUUUUUCGUGCUAAGAACAGAAAACAAAUGGGCAAAACAUAUUUUAUUUCCAGUAUUUAUCCACAAAGCACUUUGGGACUGUCCAGUCUUUUUAUUAUAAUUUUUUAUAAUGUACCUUUAAUAAAAACAUCUUUUAAACUUCUAUAACUCUGUCCGUUCAUUGCAUAUAAAUGUACCCCUUCAAAGAAGCUGGGAAGAUGGGAAGCGGAAAACAGUUUGCAUAGGCCUACGCACCAGGCUACAAUAUUCAAAGCAUGGCACGGAUUUAAAGUUGGCAUCGACUUAGUACCAAUGAUUUUAAUGAAAAAGGCUGUUUCUAGUAAAGCGCACAGGCUGCUCUGAAAUUAUUAUAACGGCACUGUCACUAUUUGGGGACUUGGCAGAAUUUGCAGAAUUCGACUGUCCACAGUGACAUUGCUGUCGGGGUUAGCAGGUAAAGGUGACUUAAACUUAGUUGAACAUGUGCCUCGCGGGGCUGUCAUCUUCCUCUAGUUGUCCACAUCACGCCAGGAGCUGACGUCACUGUUGUUUUCUCGCAUAUGCGACAGUACCGCAUUGUGGUCUAUGGAGGAGACCGCAGGAUCUUCCAUAGACCGAGCCAAUUCUUGCAAUUCUUACUGGUGUCUAGAAGUGUCAGGAGUAGGAAAUAUACAGAGACAAAGUAGUCCCUACUUUGUCUCUGUAUAUCUCUUAAAUGGGUUGGAAUUUCUGUGAAAUUCUAUCACAGUCAAAAUUUUUAUGAAAUACUCAUUUUUCAGAGGGGAGGGGGUUGGCCGUGCCACUUUAAAUAUGUUACUUACCUGCAAGAAAGGCUGGUAAUCCACCCUUAUAUAAUGUUGUUGUAUAGUUGCUAUUGAUUUUGUAAAAUAAAGGAUCAAUCUCGGUCCACAAACCCAAUUCUGCUUCUAUUGUAUUCAUCAGUGUUAAUUUUUUAAUAAGUGAAAUAGAUGAAGGCUUAUAUUUGUUUAUUUAUUUAUUUAUUUUGCAGCUCUGGCCGCUAAGGAACUAAAUAACAAGCAAAUGGAAUUGGACUCUGCUACAGCAAAACUGGAUCAGCUUAAACGGGAGCUAGAAACGCGUCGGGAAUCUGGACAGCCUCGAAAAGCAGAGGUAGAUAAGGGCAUGUGAACACCUUCUGAAUGUAUUUAUUAAAAUAAGGAGGUCCUUGAGAAAUUGGGUCCAUUGGGCUAAAAUAGAAUUCUGUAAGACUGAAAAGUCCUAUUAAAUUCAUACACACUUAUGAAAGCGCAUGUACAACUGUUGAGUACGUCUUUCGAGGCCCUCGGUGCUAGUCGUGUUUUGUCUUAAGAUGUGCUAUAUGUAAGUUGGUCUUGCAAUUCACUAGAUUUUUGUUUUAAGUGUUUUAACUUGCCAUUUGCUGGAUAUAUGCAGAAUUAUGUUUGAUACACUUAUUUAAAAUGUAGCGCCGAUCCACCAGUCUCUAUUCCUCGACUUUACAAGUUGGAAAUGAGAAUUCAAGGUUAAUUUAACUUUUAAAUCUAUGGUCAAAAUAGCUGGUCUAAGCAGAACAACUCUGGCCUUAAAUUUUUAAUUCACCUCAAAUUCUCAUUUUAGUAAAUAACCCUGUUAGUGUUAAAACAAAAACAAAAAAAGGCUCUUUUUAUGAGGGAAAUAUUCCUUAAAAUAAACCAGUUUAUUGACAUGCAGAUCCCAAAUCCGUCUAAAAUAUGUCAUUAAAGUUUUGCCGUUGACAUUAAAAACUGAUAAUCGCUCAGGAGUUGCUUGAAGUUACUUGUUCGUUUAGCUUUCGGCAAUGGAAAUCAGAGGAGCAAAUCAGAUAUAUUUUUAGUAAAGUAUGAAAUGCAGCAGGAGUAGUAACAUCCUAAAUCCCCAGAUAUUAUAGAACUAAACCUCGCAUGAUGCUUUGCAUUACUUACUUUUUAAAAGUUUAUUACUUUUAAUGAUAUUAAGGAUUUUUUAAAAACAAUGUAUAUUGAUAGUGAUUUUUUUUGAUCAAAAAUAUUAAUCAUUAAAAAAAAAAAAAACGAAAUUCAUUAAACUUACAAAAAUAAUUAAACGCGCAUUAAUAUAUCUAACACAUUGAGUUAAAAUAACAGUUUGUGCGAGCAAACCAAUCUGGUGUUGAAGUUUAUUAUUCCACAAUGGAAUUUCUAAAGCAUCAGUAAGUUCUGUGGUGGUUCUUUAGACCAGAGUGUGAGGAUGAUAAGUCUUUGGUCUUAAGAGUUUUAAAUCGGAUGGAAUUUUAUCAUUUCUUGUUUCCAAAAACCUCUAUGAUUGUCCUGUCUCUUGAUGCCAAACCAAGUCAGCUUUGUUCUCAAGUCUGUUAAAGAUGAUUUGCAGAGUUUGAGUGGAUUUCCAAAUGUUCUGUUUUUAAAUGAGAAACUGUACUCGUGUUAUAUGUUGUAAUCUGCGAUGGCAGUAAAAUUCAUGACUAACGUUUUAUUUUUUUUCCUUUUCUCCCCAGAACUUGGAAAUUCCUCAGAAUCCUAAUCCCACAAUCUCUCCCUCCUUGACACGACGGUCUGUGCCUCCUCAACCCCCCCCUACAUUUGGCCCAGCACCUACUCUGCUUACCCAUAGGCCCCGUCCGCAAGAGUCCAUGGGCCCCAUAGUUGCACCGCUUUCUGUCAGUAGUAAACAUUCAGUUCCCUCUCCCCCCAUUACUCGCCGGUCCCUCGCAUCAGAGACUUUUGACUCCUAUGCUCCUCCAACUACAUUAGGCUCAUCCUCUUCUUUGAUUAGCCACAGGCCACGUUCAGUGGAGUCCUCUCUUUCUGCUCCUAUAAUUCCUCCUCUAUCUAUUAGCAGUAGUCAUUCAGUUCCCUCUCCACCCCUUAUCCGUCGUUCCGCGACUUCAGAUAAUUUUGACUCCUACCAUACUUCAUCCUCCUCCUCCCGUGGCUCUCGUGGUCUCCCUUUAUCUCCUCGUCUCCCGUACUAUGAACGGGGACCCAGGAGUCUAUCAUCCAGUACCUUUGAUUAUGCCAGAACAGGGACACCUCCCCCGGAUGGUUCCUCCUCUGGAAUGUAUACAGACAGGGGCCCCUCUCAGAGGCCGCCCAUAUCCUUUGAAGGACCCCAAGGAUUUGCUCCAGUCAGGUUCUCAGGUGAAUGCAGUUAAUUAUAUAUAUUGCGUCUAAUCCCAUACUAUCAGUCUAUUGAAUACAACCUACAGAAUUCUGGUUGAAAUGUGUAUUCGUAUAUGUGACUUUUUAUUUGCCUCCUUCCAUCAGAUGAUGUUACAUCUCUUCGCCGCCGUCCUCCGCAACGCAGCUGGAAUGAAUCAGAUCUGGAUAUGUCCUAUGACAAAAAGGCUCCUCCAGAGAGUAAGUUGCCACCUGGUAGAAUGGAAGGAUAAUGGGGUAGGAUCUCACCACUUGAACAAUUCUGAUAAAUUUAGCACCCUUGUUUUGUCUCACUUAGGGGUAGAACGUGCACCGAUGAGUGCAGUGCCUCUGGUAAAAGCCUGGAGAGAAAGUAGCUUGGACCCAGCACCAGCUAAGGGAAAGGUAAGUCUUUUAAAGUUUUUUUUGACCGUAAGAGUGAAGUGACAAUAUUUUAUUUUUAUUUUUAAAAGGAACGGCUGCUUAUUGAGUUUUUUUUACUUUUGCGAAACGGCAAUGUUUACAUUACAGGGUUAGGUCCACCUUUAGCUGUUGUCAUACUGAAAACCACUAGAGGCGCUUCCGCAUAAAAAUGUCAUGUAGCGCGGAAGCCCCCAUAGUAAAGCAUUGAUUCAAUGCUUUCCUAUGGGGAAACUUAGAUGCACUUGGAACUCAUACACAUUAGAUCCCUAGUGCUCCACUAUGAUGAGCAUUGGAUUAGACCACGCCAGAGGAGGCGAUGCCACCCUGAUGUACAGCCAAGCGAGCCUCGAAGUUGGAAAAAGGUAAUUAAUCUUUUCUGGCUUGGGGCGGUUCUUGGCACAACUUUAUACAGAAUGAUAACAAAGCCAUGGUUAAUUUUAAUAAAGAUAAUAAAAAAAACAACAAACUAACAAUAGGUUAGUACCUCCUUACUGAAUAUACUCGGCAAAAAUAACCUUUUCUGGGCGUUUAGCCAAACGAGAAUAUGGGAGGCACAGGAGGCCUCCAUAUCUAGGUUUUCUUAAGACCACACUUCGAGGACAAGAUAUACUGUAAGUAAAACAAGCCUUUAACACCGAGAAAAAAGAACUGUGACACAAAUAAUGAGAAGAAAGGGAGUCGGCAAAAACAACUGUGUGUUGUAGCCAAAAGAUGAUUUAGUGUUCCAAGGAACUUUAACCAGCCUUAAAUUACUUUACCAAACGUAUUGAUAAAUAUACACUGCUCGUUGGCUUCUGAAACAAAAGAAAAUCUAAUUAUCACAUUUUAAUCUAGAAAGUUCUAGUGACAAAAUUAAGUGUCUGAUUAGAUUUACCACCGUUUUACCAUUAGUUUUACAGCAAGCUUGAUACCUCUAGCUAAAAUGGUUGCAAAUAAAUCUCUGCACUUAUAUACUUAACUAAUGUGAUAAUUAAAAUGAUGGUGUUUACCAAAUGAUAUGAUAUAGAGUUUAGUUCUUGGCUAUUUCUAUUGUUGUUUUUAUAAUCAACUUGCUAUUCUUUUAAUAAGUCAUUGUUACUCUGUGUUUUCUUUAAACUAGGGUGACGUCUCUGCCACACUGCCCCGUGGUUAUAAGUUCUCUGCAGGAGCUGAACGUGGCCCCCAAUUGUCAGACUCAGGAUGGAGGUCCGGGUCUGGGUCCUUGCCUCGACCAUUGCCACCUCAGCAGCCAAUCUCCCGCAUUCCUGUUCCGCCUCCUGUUGGAAAAGUCCAACCACAUAGACCUCUUCCUUUGUCUAUGAUCUUCCAUUUACAGAAUGCAUUCUGGGAACACCAGGCCCCUCCUCCUGCACAGAUCAUGCCCAAUUUUUAUGCCACUCCAGCAAUGACCACAAACCUUCCACCAGCUGUACCUGUUGUUCAAGAUAUGCCCAUUCCUUCUACUAAUGCAGUGGCUCCAUCUUCUACUGAAGAGGUUCCUCGCCCUCUCAGUCCCACUAGACUUCAACCUAACCUCCCACCUUCACUGGCUGACGUUCAGAGAGUACUAGAGGACAUACCCCGUCCUUUGAGGAGGCGUGGCUCCCAGGAACAUACUGCUCAGGCCUCGUCAUUUCCUUCACACCGCCGUCAGUAUCAACAAAUCAUGAGUCGACUAUUUGGGAGAGCUACGCCUAAGACCAGUCCGGUUUCUGAACAAUUAAAAACGGAGGAAAAGCUGCAAGGCUCUUCAAGCAAGCAGGGCCCCGCCCCUGCAGAGCAGACAUCAGAAGAAAGUAAUCCAAGCCUUAUCUUCCAAAUGAACCCCAUCCCAGAGGACGUGAAGGCAGAAGAGAAAUUAGAAGAAAUAACAAAUAAGUCUGCUUCCACCCCUGAUGACCCAGUGUGUGUUAUUAUGGAGGUAGAAUCAAGGGUUGGAGCCACAGUCCCAGUGCCAACAGACUAUGAAUUUCGCGUCCCUCUUGUGAUCAGUGAAACCCCUACCCCAGUAAGUUAAUGGAAAUAUGAACGGGGCAGAUUUGGGUAGAGAACGGGAGAAAGGGAAAAGAUGGACAAAUAAGGUAAUGAUGAUUAGUAGAUAAUCACACAUUUCAUCAUUUUUCUUUUAGGGGCUUCGUUCAGCCUUAAAAGGUAGGGGUUCACCCCUGAAAAGUCGCCCCCGGCGUGCCAGAUUGGACCCCCUCAUUCUGCUUUUGGAUGCUGCUCUUUCUGGCGAACAGGAUGUAGUUACUCAAGCUCUGAAAGAGGUAGAUAUUUUGAACAUUGGUGCUUCUCAAAGCAAUACUUUAGAUCCAUGAACGUUCCAGAGUUUACUGGUGUUACGAAAUAGAAUUAACUUUCAAAGCACACCUCCACAAAGCAGAGUAAAACCACUUUAGAGGAGGGUUGGUGGGUUGCAGGUUUUUUGUGCCAGUUGCUAUUCAACAAGCAAACAUCAAACAGGGGUAAGGACUUCUGUUACGUUUUAAUGAUUUUAAAUGAGGAAAAAAAUUAUUUGAUGGAUUAUUAGGAUACCCGUGAGGGACAAACAUGUUCAACUUGAUUUUCACGUACUAUUUUAAAAGUAAUCAAACCUCCCCUCCAGCUACUGGGAAAUCGAGACAAAUAACAGCUGUUAAGCGGAGGUAGGACAAGUCUGGAUUAGGCAGUUUAGGUUUGCCUCCUUUACUGCAGACUUCACCCCCUAGCUAAAAAUAAUAGAUAUAAAUAAAAUACAUGUCUAUAAUUGCAUGCAUACCUAAAGCGAAAAUAAACAUUAAAUCAAAGAAAAAAAACAGCUAUAUAUUGACUGUAUAUUUUAAAGUGAAGGCUGCUUGAUGGAGCCAAGACAGAGAAACUGGAUUUCAAUGUUUCUUAUGGGUCUGGGCUUUGUGUAUUUCAGUCUGUUCUAGUUCGUGUUUUGCCUUUUUGCUACUUGCUGUAAUAGUUUAACAGGUCGAGUCUUUUUGAGCUUCUUCCUGUACUAUGGAAAUUGGACAACGGAGAAUUCUCAUAGAGUUUGAUGAGGCUUUAUUCAUGUGAUAUAUGGUGUCUCCAUGUACUUUUUGGUCAGCAUGACCUUCAGCAAAGAUAUACAGUUAGCAGAAUAACAUUUAUGAAAGUGAAAACUGUAGAAGUUGUUUCAUCUUUAAAGAGCCACUUUCCUUCAUCUUUACCUCCCAGGAGUGCUGUAUCUGCACUGGUUUUGAACACUUUGUAACCAUUGCCCUCUAAUCCACUUGUACCAGGUUAGCGACCCAAGUCAGCCCAAUGAGGAGGGGAUCACGGCUCUUCACAAUGCUAUAUGUGGCGCCAAUUACAACAUCGUUAGCCUGCUCAUUAGCAGCGGAGCCAACGUCAAUGCAGCGGAUAGUCAUGGAUGGUAAGAGUGAUUAACAAGGUUGGGAGCCUGACAGACAGAAGGGACAUUGUGUAAUAAUGUUUUAUUCUUCCCUAGGACACCAUUGCAUUGUGCAGCUUCCUGUAACGACCAAAAAAUAUGCAAUAUAUUGGUACGUCACGGAGCGGCCAUCUUCGCUACUACUCACAGUGAUGGCAGUCUACCUGUGGACAAAUGUGAUCCCUACAGGGAAGGAUACAAAGAGUGUCUUACCUACCUAACAGGUAAUAAUCUUUCUUCUCCCGUGUGUCUACUUACCCACCACUGCCUACACUGUUAGCCAUUUCAGUCCCAAAGUCUUGCAGUAUGUCAAUCAGCACCCCCCCGGGUCAUUUUGCCUAUUUGAUGUGUCUGUUAUGUGGUUUUCCACUAAUUUUCUCCCCUCUCCCCCCAUUUUAUUCUUGCAGAGGUGGAGCACUGUAUGGGAGAGACCCAGAGUGGAGUAGUCUAUGCGGUGUGGGAUUACACAGCAGAGUUUGCUGAUGAGCUAUCCCUAAAGGAGGGGGACUCUGUCACUGUCCUGAGGAAAGAUGGCGAGAAUGGCACGUGGUGGUGGGCGUCAUUGUGUGGCCGGGAAGGAUACGUCCCACGCAAUUACUUUGGGGUAAGUUUCACUUUGUUAAAAAUUCUCACCUCUGUCUCAUUUGAUCCUCCUAAUAUCAAAUAUUUUUAGAUCACCGUGUACUGUGUGUGCAUUGUAACAAAAUCCUCGGAAUGAUAAAGUGAUUUUGUGUUUUAACGACUGAAAAUGAGAUUAGAUAAAGGCUCUUUUUAAAUUUUAAUAAUAUAAAACUUUUUCUAAAUUAACUGUGUAUCAUCCAAAGGAUCUCACUUGAAAAUCCUGAACGAUAUUGGAUGUCGACAAUUUGAGAAACCUCAAUGUGGAUUUCUGCUCUGACUUUUCCAUAUCUUUAAUUACAGAUGUACCCAAGAGUUCAGCCCCAACGUUCAUCUCAGUGAAUGACACCCCCGGAAGUCGUGUCGUCAGCUCAGAGAGUUUGUUAACAAAUGUGAUGAACAUCAACACGAUGAGAACAAAGUGUCUGCUCUCCUGCCGGUCUCCGUAGUGUAUGGUUUUUAUAUGCAGAAAGUGCUUGUGUAUUUUGUGCAUUACUGUGAGUGUUUGUAUUGUUAAUGGAACUGGCUUGCAUGCCUCUGCUGUGUGAUUGAUACCCUGGCACACUGUGUGUGCCAGUUGUGUGAAGCCUCUUACUGGUUUCUUUAGUGUGAAAGUGCUGUGUGUCUGUUGUGUUGUUAUAGAGGAUUGUAGCAAGGCAGUGAAUAUGUAGUAGCAUAGCUGCAAACCUUUUUUUCUCUUUGUAUAAAAAAUAUUUUGUAAUAAAAUCUAGCUGAUAAAAAAU